Coregonus sp. 'balchen' is the source of this 69523-nucleotide messenger RNA. NCBI's taxonomy places the organism in Eukaryota, Metazoa, Chordata, Actinopteri, Salmoniformes, Salmonidae. The record is from the annotation of a GenBank genome assembly.
AGGAGCUCACCCAUGUUCCCCUGGUUCACCUGGCUGACAGCAGCCGUUCCUCUGCUACUGCCCUGGCUGGUCAGGGAUAGGGUAGGGAUGGUUCAGGCAACUGUGUGUUCACGGUGGGACCGUUCGGUUGGUCUGGAUGACCGUGGUCUCUCUCAGGAAGGUGACGUGGUGAUCGGGGGUCUCAUCCCCUUCCAUAACCUCCCCCCUGCUUCAGACCUGAGCUUCAGCCAACCCCCUGACCUGCAGUCCUGUGUCAAGUAAGUUCCUUUGUUUAUUUCUGUUCUCUAACUUCUUUAUCGCACUUUGCCUUUUCUUGCAUCUUCCUUUUCAAAGUUGAAGUGAGAUUUUAUCUUUGUUUAUUCUUUUGAUAUAAGUAACUUUUAUUUUAUUUUGUAACAGCAUUUCAUUUUAGCAGGGCACUUUUCUUUAUUUAUUUCAAAAGUCUUAUUUUUAUUUCAUGUAAGAUUUGAUCUAAAUGUUGUUGUCUCUUCGGAAGAUCUGUGAGGUACUGGAAUGGAAAAUGGAACAUUUGUCUUUUGCUUUUUACACAGAAUCAUAGUCACUUCAAAAUGAAAUGUUAAUCGCUUUGCAGACUAUUUCAAAUCUGAUGUUAACAAAUUGUCUGCAAAACAAUGAACAUUUAAUUUCAAUCUUUGCUUUUGUCUAACUUCUCUCCUCUAUUCUAAUGUGUGUCAUCUUAGAGAGAGAGACUGACUUCUCUCCUCUAUUCUAAUGUGUGUCAUCUCAGAGAGAGACUGAGUUCUCUCCUCAAUUCUAAUGUGUGUCAUCUCAGAGAGAGAGAGAGACUGACUUCUCUCCUCAAUUCUAAUGUGUGUCAUCUCAGAGAGAGAGACUGACUUCUCUCCUCAAUUCUAAUGUGUGUCAUCUCAGAGAGAGAGACUGACUUCUCUCCUCAAUUCUAAUGUGUGUCAUCUCAGAGAGAGAGAGACUGACUUCUCUCCUCAAUUCUAAUGUGUGUCAUCUCAGAGAGAGAGACUGACUUCUCUCCUCAAUUCUAAUGUGCGUCAUCUCAGAGAGAGAGACUGACUUCUCUCCUCAAUUCGAGUGUGUGUCAUCUCAGAGAGAGAGACUGACUUCUCUCCUCAAUUCUAAUGUGUGUCAUCUCAGAGAGAGAGACUGACUUCUCUCCUCAAUUCUAAUGUGUGUCAUCUCAGAGAGAGAGAGACUGACUUCUCUCCUCAAUUCUGAUGUGUGUCAUCUCAGAGAGAGACUGACUUCUCUCCUCAAUUCUAAUGUGUGUCAUCUCAGAGAGAGAGACUGACUUCUCUCCUCAAUUCUAAUGUGCGUCAUCUCAGAGAGAGAGACUGACUUCUCUCCUCAAUUCGAGUGUGAUGUCAUCUCAGAGAGAGAGACUGACUUCUCUCCUCAAUUCUAAUGUCAUCUCAGAGAGAAGAGAGAGACUGACCUGCCUCUCCUCAAUUCUAUGUGUGUAUCUCAGAGAGCAGACUGACUUUCCUCAAAUUUAAUGUGUCAAUCGGAGAGAACGACUUUUCUCAAUUCUAAUGUCAUCUCAAGAGGAGUGACUUUCUCCUCAAUUCUAAUGUCAUCUCAGAGAGAAGACUGACUUCUCUCCUCAAUUCUAUGUCAUUCAGAGAGAGUACUGACUUUCCUCAUUCUAAUGUCAUUUCAGAGAGAACUGACUUCAUCCUCAUUCUAAUGUUCACUCAGAGAAGUGACUGACCUCUCUCCUCAUUCUAAUGUCUCUAGACAGACUACUUCUCUCCUAAUUCUAAUGUCAUCUCAGAAAGAGACUGACCUCUCUCUCAAUUCUAAUUCAUCUCAGACAGACUGACUCUCUCCUCAAUUCUUAAUGUCAUCUCAGAGAGAGAGACUGACCUCUCUCCUCAAUUCUAAUGUCAUCUCAGAGAGAGAGACUGACUUCUCUCCUCAAUUCUAAUGUCAUCUCAGAGAGAGAGACUGACUUCUCUCCUCAAUUCUAAUGUCAUCUCAGAGAGAGAGACUGACUUCUCUCCUCAAUUCUAAUGUCAUCUCAGAGAGAGAGACUGACUUCUCUCCUCAAUUCUAAUGUCAUCUCAGAGAGAGAGACUGACUUCUCUCCUCAAUUCUAAUGUCAUCUCAGAGAGAGAGACUGCAUUUUCCUGUUGUGUAGCACAAUGAGGCACGGCAUAUUUAUUGUAAAUGUAAACAUUUAAAUAAUCUUGCUGUCAUAGAUUGUGGUAUUUUCUCAUCUGUAACUUGAUUCUAAUUCUAGACGGAUAAGAUUGAUGUUCAGUAUGAAAUCAUUGUUUUAGAGAUGUUUGUUAUGUUGUUUUCUCCUCACAAUCAAUUACAUUCAUCUGAUUACAGGGUUACAUCAUGAAUGUUGCUCUCUCUCUCUCUCUCUUUCUCUGUCUCUAUCUAUCUAUCUAUAUAUCUAUCUAUCUAUCUCUCUCUCUCUCUUUCUCUGUCUCUAUCUAUCUAUCUGUCUGUCUGUCUGUCUGUCUGUCUGUCUGUCUGUCUGUCUGUCUGUCUGUCUGUCUGUCUGUCUGUCUGUCUGUCUGUCUGUCUGUCUGUCUCUGUCUCUCUCUCUCUCUCUGUCUCUGUCUCUGUCUCUCUCUCUCUAUCUCUAUCUCUAUCUCUAUCUCUCUUUCUCUCUCUCUUUCUCUCUCUCCUGUCUCAUGUUUUCCUCCUCAUCUCACAUCCCUGCUCUCAGUCUCCAAGAGGAACCAUUGAGAUGGGCACAUGCGCUGGUGUUUGCAGUGGACGAGAUUAACCGUAACCCCUUCCUGCUGCCGGGGGUCCGGUUGGGCUACCGUAUCCUGGACAGCUGUAAUCAGCACCCCUGGAGCCUGCGAGGGGCACUGGCCAUGGUGUCAGGGGGGAACAUCAGCUGUGAAACUACAGAGCUUUCUAACCUCAAAUGUGAUUUUAACCACAACCUAAUCUAAACCUUUACCUAAAAUGAAAAUGUCUUGGAAGUUUAUUUGACAAAUAGCCACUAAUAUUGAGGAGAUCCUACACUAAAUGAAUAGCAAAUAGCUCAUGUACUUGCUAUCAUGUAGUUUUGAUUAUACAACCAUGUUAUGUGUAUUCUGUCCUGUCCAGCAUGGCCAUCUAGUGUCUCCCCUGUUCCUCUGGUCAUUGGUGAUGCAUCGUCCACUCAGGCCAUCAUCCUGGCCAGGACCCUGGGGCCGCUGUCUGUGCCUGUGGUUAGUCUCUCUCCACACAACCAGGAAAUGCAGUGGCUAGAAACAUUGCUGUAAUACUUUAAUUCAUCAUAUUUACUGAGACAUUAUAUUAGGGUAUUUAGUACUUCAUAAAAAAAAGUAUUGACGUCAUUGGGUCCUCAGUCUCUCUCUCAAUAACCAGGUAAUACACUGAAUGUACAAAACGUUAGAAACACCUGCUCUUCAAUGACAUACAGUGAGGGAAAAAAGUAUUUGAUCCCCUGCUGAUUUUGUAUGUUUGCCCACUGACAAAGAAAUGGCAAUCACAGAGGUCAGGCGUUUCUUGUAGUUGGCCACCAGGUUUGCACACAUCUCAGGAGGGAUUUUGUCCCACUCCUCUUUGCAGAACUUCUCCAAGUCAUUAAGGUUUAGAGGCUGAUGUUUGGCAACUCGAACCUUCAGCUCCCUCCACAGAUUUUCUAUGGGAUUAAGGUCUGGAGACUGGUUAGGCCACUCCAGGACCUUAAUGUGCUUCUUCUUGAGCCACUCCUUUGUUACCUUGGCCGUGUGUUUUGGGUCAUUGUCAUGCUGGAAUACCCAUCCACAACCCAUUUUCAAUGCCCUGGCUGAGGGAAGGAGGUUCUCACCCAAGAUUUGACGGUACAUGGCCCCGUCCAUCGUCCCUUUGAUGCAGUGAAGUUGUCAUGUCCCCUUAGCAGAAAAACAACCCCAAGGCAUAAUGUUUCCACCUCCAUGUUUGACGGUGGGGAUGGUGUUCUUGGGGUCAUAGGUAGCAUUCCUCCUCCUCCAAACACGGCGAGUUGAGUUGAUGCCAAAGAGCUCCAUUUUGGUCUCAUCUGACCACAACACUUUCACCCAGUUCUCCUCUGAAUCAUUCAGAUGUUCAUUGGCAAACUUCAGACGGGCAUGUAUAUGUGCUUUCUUGAGCAGGGGGACCUUGCGAGCACUGCAGGAUUUCAGUCCUUCACGGCGUAGUGUGUUACCAAUUGUUUUCUUGGUGACUAUGGUCCCAGCUGCCUUGAGAUCAUUGACAAGAUCCUCCCAUGUAGUUCUGGGCUGAUUCCUCACCGUUCUCAUGAUCAUUGCAAAUCCACGAGGUGAGAUCUUGCAUGGAGCCCCAGGCCGAGGGAGAUUGACAGUUAUUUUGUGUUUCUUCCAUUUGCGAAUAAUCGCACCAACUGUUGUCACCUUCUCACUAAGCUGCUUGGCGAUGGUCUUGUAGCCCAUUCCAGCCUUGUGUAGGUCUACAAUCUUGUCCCUGACAUCCUUGGAGAGCUCUUUGGUCUUGGCCAUGGUGGAGAGUUUGGAAUCUGAUUGAUUGAUUGCUUCUGUGGACAGGUGUCUUUUAUACAGGUAACAAGCUGAGAUUAGGAGCACUCCCUUUAAGAGUGUGCUCCUAAUCUCAGCUUGUUACCUGUAUAAAAGACACCUGGGAGCCAGAAAUCUUUCUGAUUGAGAGGGGGUCAAAUACUUAUUUCCCUCAUUAAAAUGCAAAUCAAUUUAUAGCAUUUUUGACAUGCGUUUUUCUGGAUUUUUUUGUUGUUAUUCUGUCUCUCACUGUUCAAAUAAACCUACCAUUAAUAUUAUAGACUGAUCAUGUCUUUGUCAGUGGGCAAACUUACAAAAUCAGCAGGGGAUCAAAUACUUUUUUCCCUCACUGUAGACUGACCAGGUGAAUCCAAGUGAAAGCUAAGAUCCCUUCUUGAUGUCACUUGUUAAAUCCACUUCAAUCAGUGUAGAUGAAGGGGAGGAGACAGGUUAAAUAAUUCUUUUGAAGCCUUGAGACAAUUGAGACAUGGAUUGUGUAUGUGUGCCAUUCAGAGGGUGAAUGGUCAAGACAAAAUAUUUAAGUGCCUUUGAACGAGAUAUGGUAGUAGGUGCCAGGCGCACCGGUUUGUGUCAAGAACUGCAACGCUGCUGGGUUUUUCACACUCAACAGUUUCCCGUGUGUAUCAAGAAUGAUCCACCACCCAAAGGACAUCCAGCCAACUUGACACAACUGUGGGAAGCAUUGGAAUCAACCUGGGCCAGCAUCCCUGUGGAACGCUUUCGACACCUUAUAGAGUCCAUGCCCUGACGAAUUGAGGCUGUUUUGAGGGCAAUAGGGGGUGCAACUCAAGGUGUUCCUAAUGUUUUGUACAUUCAGCUAGAAAGAUUGCCAUAAUGCUUUAAUUAAUUAUAAUUCAUCUGGUCUGGUAUUUAGUGAGAAAUGAUUGAUUUAAUGGUGUUGUCCUCAGAUCAGUUACCAGGCCAGCUGUGCCUGUCUCAGUGACAGACAGGAGUUCCCUAACUUCUUCAGGACCAUCCCCAGUGAUGUCUACCAGGCCCUCACCAUGGCCCGGCUCACCUGGCUCUUCGGAUGGACCUGGGUCGGGGCUAUCGCUGCAGACAAUGACUACGGUCGUCUUGCCAUACAGGUGUUUCUUUAUUUCAAUUUUGGAUAUUUUGACUUUAUAAAUUCUUGCUCAGUUUACAGAAAAAUAAAUGCAGAAUUGAAUUUACAUAAUAAAAUAAUUGCAUCAAACUGAAUUUUGUUUAUUUAUAUUAUUUCUAAUACUGGAUACUUUUUUUUUUACUUCUACAUCAGACGAACUCCUGAACUCCUGAGUGGCGCAGUGGUCUAAGGCACUGCAUCGCAGUGCUAACUGUGCCACUAGAGAUCCUGGUUCGAAUCCAGGCUCUGUCGUAGCCGGCCGCGACCGGGAGACCCAUGGGGCGGCGCACAAUUGGCCCAGCGUCGUCCAGGGUAGGGGAGGGAAUGGCCGGCAGGGAUGUAGCUCAGUUGAUAGAGCAUGGCGUUUGCAACGCCAGGGUUGUGGGUUCGAUUCCCACGGGGGGCCAGUAUAAAAAAAAUAUGUAUUCACUAACUGUAAGUCGCUCUGGAUAAGAGCGUCUGCUAAAUGACUAAAAUGUAAAUGUAAUAUUUUGACCAUGUGCUUCAUAUUUGAUCCCCAGGUGUUUGAGGAGGCGGUUCGGGGGACGGGGGUGUGCCUGGCGUUCUUUGAGACCCUCAACCGGGCGAACCUGGUGAGGGAUGUGGAGCGAGCAGUUGACACGGUCCAGGCCUCGACAGCACGAGUGAUCCUGGUCUUCCUCUGGUACACUGACAUGGGGGCGUUACUCCUGGAGCUGGGGAGGAGAAACGUGACGGACAGGCAGUUCCUAGCCAGUGAGGCAUGGAGCACCAGCGGACAACUCCUACGAAACCCCGCCCUAUUUAACGUUGCUCAGGGCAUUGUCGGUGUGGCUAUCCGCAGUGCACCUAUUCCUGGCUUUGAGGCCCACCUUCGAAGUCUCCACCCCUCUCGUCGUCCCGGAGAUGUCCUAUUGAAGGAACUCUGGGAAACUGAGUUUGGGUGUAGCCCUGGAGCAGCAGAUGCACACGGCACGUCUCUGCUCCCCUCUCCCCUUCCUCCAACCCCCUCUGUGUCAAUAUCACACAUCCCUCCUCCCACCUCCAGUUCCCCCCGUCCACGCCUGGCCUCCUGCAGUGGGGCAGAGACUAUGGAGGGUGUGCAAAGCCCCUUCACAGACACCUCCCAGCUGAGAAUAACCUAUAACGUGUACCUGGCUGUGUAUGCUGCAGCCCACGCCCUCCACAGCCUGCUGUCCUGCCCCCAGAGAGACAGCCCUACCUGGGGCAGCAGCGUCACCUGCUCCCCUCCUCACAACAUCAGCCCAGCGGAGGUACACUCAUCUUUUGCGCCUAUUAAUUAGAGAUGAUUUGCAAACACUUAAAUCAGUCAGGGGGGAAAUUGCUCAUGUCAAUAUAACCUUUUUUGUUAUUCAAUAUCAUUAAAUAUUCAUGUCCACUUAAUAGUUGCUAUGGGGAUAUGUUUUCAGUUAUUAUAUCAUAUUAACAGUGUAAUGGUCAUGGUCAUGUUUGUGUCUCCUUUCCUCCAAGUUGUUGCAGCACCUGAACCUGGUUAACUUCACCACUCCACUUGGGGAGCCGUUCUACUUCCGGGGCGCGGACGUCCCUGCUAUGUACGACCUUGUGAACUGGCAGGCCACACCCCAGGGGUUGCUCAAACUUGUCACGAUUGGCCGAGUAGAUGGGUCCAAUCUCCUCAUCAACCAAUCAGCCAUCCAGUGGAACACAGGAUCUAAUAUGGUAAGAAAGACAAUUUUAAAACAUGAACUGAAUGGUUUUUUGUUCAAUUGAAAUUCAUUUCAUCGCAUGUACAGGUGCCUGUGUCAGUGUGCAGUGACAGCUGUCCCCCAGGCACCCGUGUAGCCAGGAGGAAGGGGGAGCCUGUCUGCUGCUUCGACUGCAUCCCCUGUGCUGAGGGGGAGGUCAGCAACACCACAGGUCAGUGAACUGUGAUGUGGGAGAAUAAUAUCAUUUAAAAUAUCAUUGGUCUCGUGCCUUCUCACAUCGCUGAGGUUUGUGGUAAUUCCCACAGUCUGUUGUGUGUUAAUGCUUACUUAAGACUUAUUAGACUGAAUAAGUAAUUAUGCUUUUCAAACAUUAUAGUAAUGAGUUCAAUCUCCCAGGCUCUCUGAUAUGUGACCGCUGUCCUCUGGAGUUCUGGUCCAACAGCCAUCGGACUGCCUGCAUCCCUCGUCAGCUCGAGUUCCUCUCCUUCAACGAUAUCAUGGGCAUCACCCUGACCACUGUUGCCGUGUGUGGCGCUGUGGCAACAACGGCUGUGUUUCUGUUCUUUGUUUACCACCGCCACACCCCUCUGGUAAGAGCUUUAAUAAAGUGUUAAAUCGGGUAUGGGAUAAAAUGGAAAAUUCUUCUAUUGUACCAUGUAUGUGUAACCCUUUCAGGUGCGGGCCAACAACUCAGAGCUGAGUUUCCUACUUCUCAUGUCGCUCAAGCUCUGCUUCCUGUGUUCGUUGGUGUUCAUUGGGCGUCCCUCUGUGUGGGCGUGUCGGAUCCGCCAGGCGGCGUUUGGGGUCAUCUUCGUGCUCUGCCUCUCCUGCCUCCUGGUCAAGACCAUCGUUGUUCUGGCUGUGUUCCGCUCAGCCAGGCCCGGUGCUGGGCAGCUGAUGAGGUGGUUUGGACCCAGUCAGCAGAGAGGGAGUGUCUUCCUCUUUACCAGUGUUCAGGUGAGAGCUUUAACAUUGAAAUAACUUCAAGUCACGUAACUAAAUUAAUCAGUCAUUUAUAAGAUGAGUAAAUUGUGUUUGUAAUUGUGUUUGUAAACACAGGUGAUCAUCUGUGCCGUGUGGCUGUCCGUGAGCCCUCCCCUGCCUUACCGUGACCUAGGCCUCAAGGGGUCAAAGGUCAUCCUGGAGUGUGAGGUGGGCUCUGUGGUCGGCUUCUCUCUGGUGCUGGGCUACAUCGGCCUGCUGGCCUCUAUCUGUCUCCUCUUAGCCUUCCUGGCCAGGAAACUCCCAGACAACUUCAACGAGGCCAAGUUCAUCACCUUCAGCAUGCUGAUCUUCUGUGCCGUGUGGAUCUCCUUCGUCCCAGCCUACGUCAGCUCUCCUGGGAAGUACGCAGAUGCUGUGGAGAUAUUCGCCAUCUUAGCUUCCAGCUUUGGGCUGCUGUUCUGUCUGUUUGCUCCAAAAUGUUUCAUCAUCCUCCUAAGACCAGAGAGAAACACCAAGAAACACAUGAUGGCCAAAUAGAAACCACCAAGAAACACAUGAUGUCCUAAUAUAUUAUUCAUUGUGUUUAGUUGAUCACACCAUCUCACUAACUUGUUGUAUGGUAAAAAUAAUGACAUGAUACAUUGUAUAAUACUUAUAAGCAAGUUACAUACUUUACAGACAAUACCAAAACAAGUUGAUGGACACAAAUUAACAGCACUUUCCUACCAUGCUAGUAGUGUCUGUUUCUAAUGAUUCAACAGUGAGUCAACAGUGAUUCAACAGUGAGUCAACAGUGAAUCAACAGUGAGUCACCACUUAGUACGUCUUCAUCUGAAUCACUACGUGACUUUUCUUUACCAUCAUCAAUAGACUUUAAUGACAUCCAUUUCUCCCCUGAAAAUCAGUUAUGAAAACACAUACGCCAAUCAAUUAAAUUAGAUAUGCUUAAUGAAAAAUGUUGUUCAUUCCUUUCACAUUUUAUGAGGUGUGUAAUUCUCUUUUCCCAUAUGACACAGUUUCUGGAUAUUUUAAUAAAAUACAUUUGUCAAUUUCAACAGUUCAAUAAAAACACAUUCAAGCAGCUCCUUUCAAGUCAGAAUGUUUUAUUAAUUGAAAAAUUGCAUUAAUGAAUCAUUUAUUCAUGGGUGAAUGAGUGUGGGAGCAGAAUCCUUUAGAAGGAACAGGGAUGUUAUGCUGUUUUAUGACACACGUUGUGAUGAUUCAAUCAAAAGCCUUUAUAUAAAGAAAACCACUCAUCAGAGAUAACCUAUCCCCUAGAAGAUUAAAGCCACAAACAUAGACAGAUGAAAUCAAUCAAAAGCCCAAAGAGAUAAAUCAUGUAUUAUCUGAUUCAUAUUUAAUUACAGAACAUCAUAAUUAUAAUCGAUAGCAGGCUACUACACAUCACUAGGGUACUAACAAAACCAUAACAUAUUUUUGUUGCCAUGGCAACUAAAAUGAGCUAUUUGAGACCAUCAUCCUCUGUUACUAUACUUUCUCCUUUCCUUUAUCUUGUCUCCUUUCCUUUAUCUUGUCUCCUUUCCUUUAUCUUGUCUCCUUUCCUUUAUCUUAUCUCCUUUCCUUUAUUUGUAUUGAAAGAGUGACAAGCAGAUCCCUAGCAGGCAUAGUACUUCCACCUAGUGUUCAUAUUUCAGAUCAGUGCAGAGGAUAUAAAGGAGUCAAGGAGAGGAAUCCGCUGUAGACUAUUGGUAUGGUAUUGAACCUAUGGGAGAAACUCCAUUUAAUUUCAGUGAUUCCUCGCGUCCUCUCUCCUCGGUCUCCUUCUCAAAACCCAUUCAAUGAGAAGGUUAGUUAUCCAACCUCCUCUGACCUUCUCAGGUUUUGAGAAGAAGGCAAGGAAAGAGGACGCAAGGAAUCAAGGAAAUGAAAUGAAGAUUCUCCCUAUGUCUUGGUUGUGGCCCGGCCCAUUAGAGACUUCUUGGUGUUCCUCUCAGGCCUCAGCAGGAUGAUGUAACACUUUGGGCCGAACAGUGCUACCAGGAGGCCAAAGCUGGAAGCUAAGAUGGCGAAUAUCUCCACAGCGUCUGCGUACUUCCCAGGAGAGCUGACGUAGGCUGGGACGAAGGAGAUCCACACGGCACAGAAGAUCAGCAUGCUGAAGGUGAUGAACUUGGCCUCGUUGAAGUUGUCUGGAAGAUUCCUGGCCAGAAAAGCCAAGAGGAAGCUGAGGAUCGCCAGUAGGCCGAUGUAGCCUAGCAACGCUCCGAACCCUGCAACCGACCCCACCACACACUCAUAUACAAUCUUAUCUUUUUGGUAGCGCGUGUUUUUGUGUGGAGUUGGAGAGGCUGAGACCAGCCAGGCUGUGCAGAUAGCGGCCUGGAAUGAGGUGAGAACCAGAACUGUUCCUCUCUGCUGCCCAGCACCAAACCACUUCAGGCUGGCCUCGCCCCCGGGCUUAGAGGUCCUGAACACAGCCAGCACCACCAUGGUCUUCACCAGUAUACAGGAGACACAGAGAACAAAGCUGAUACCAAACGCUGCAUGCCUCAGCUGGCACGUCCACAGCCGGGGCCGACCAAUGAACAGCAGCGAGCACAGGAAGCAGAGUUUGAGUGACAGCAGAAGCAGGAAGCUUAGCUCAGAGUUAUUGGCCUUGACAACAGGCGUGUUCCGGUAACGGGCGAAGAUUCCAAGGACCACUGUACAGAUGAGGGCUCCUAGCAAUGAGGCGGUUGUCAAGGAGAUGCCCAGGGGUUCCUGGUAGGAGAGGAACUCAACCCCUUUAGGGAUGCAGAGGUCACGCCCCGGGCUGGACCAGAAGUCCUCUGGACACCUCGAGCACUCGGCCGAGUCUGACAGAAAGACAGACAAUGAAAAUGUGGAAAACCUUUUCUACAGCCCCAGGCUACCCUCCAAUUGUUUAAAUUAUAUUCAGUUCACUGACCUGUGGUGUUGCUGACCUCCCCCUCAGCACAGGGGAUGCAGUCGAAGCAGCAGACAGGCUCCCCCUUCCUCCUGGCUACACGGGUGCCUGGGGGACAGCUCUCACUGCACACUGAUCGAGGGGGCUAUAAGGACGAAGGUGAGGGGGAAUUAUAAUUUCAGACUUUUAUACACCCAUAUUUAUACACCCAUAUUUAUACACCCAUAUUUUGACACCCAUAUCUAAUGCUUCUUUGCCCUCCACUGGUAUAAGUUUACACUGUUGCUGUUGCAGUAGUGAAAUAUGCUAUAUAACUACAUAACUUUACAAAUAACCUUUUUUGACUCAAAGUUCCAGAAAAUUCUGUCCUCGUCCAGUGUGAGCUCUUGUCCUGCGGGUGCUGAUUCGUCGACCACACCCACAUUCUCCACCUGCACGCUCCCGUCCUGGAGCCACACCCAGUUCAUGAUGUCAUAGAUGGCCAGGGCGUCCCCGUUGUCAUCGAAAGAAAUGCGAUCGCCAAACCCUGUGGUGAAAUUAACCCUCUCCAGGUAAUGGACCAGCUGGCCAGAGGAGGGGGAUGGAGGAAUGGAGGGAAGAGAAGGAGAGGAUGUUGAGAAAUACAGUAUGUAGUCAGGGGACCUUGACUAAGAAAACAGUAAACAGAAGACAAAGUGUAGGUCUGCACGUGUGCAUGUAUCCCACCUGCCAGGGCUCCAGUCUCUGUAGGCUGGCACAGCGGUGCCCACUGAAAGGUCCUCUCCCUGGCACACACUGCAGUAGGUCAUGCAGGGCAUGGGCCAGGGCGUACACUGCCUUAUACACGUUAUACUCCGGCCUGAGCUCAGACACGUCCCCAUAGUUGGUCUCCACAUCCCUCAGGUCCUCCUGUCCUGUACACACACUACCCCCAGCCUCCACCCACCCUGCCGGGGGCUCCAACCUGCACUCAAACACAGCCUCCCAGAACUGUCUCACCUUACCAGAACAGAGAAGGAAAUGUUAUUACAUGUUAGUCAUUUAGCAGACGCUCUUAUCCAGAGCGACUUACAGUUAGUGAGUGCAUACAUGUUAUUUUUUUUUUUUGGGGGGGGGGGGGUUUCAUACUGGCCCCCCGUGGGAAUCGAACCCACAACCCUGGCGUUGCAAGCGCCAUGCUCUACCAACUGAGCUUCCUCUCCAGUAGAGGAAUAACAAAUAAUAACCUGUAUUGUGGUAUUUAUAAGCAGUAGCCUUUAAAAUAUUUUAAACAUAAUGUAUAAAGUGUUUAAAUAAACGGUUGGAGUUAAAAGACUAAAAAACUACCUCACCAUGCUGUUUCCAUGGUUACUGGCAGGUUGGUCGUCGGGGUGGAUGCUAAGCAGGUAGUCCCUGAGGCCGGGUAUCUCUCCACGACGGAUAGCGAUACCCAGGGUACCCCCCAGGUAGGGCAUGAGACGGGGGGUGUUUAACACUGAGGAGGUGGUCCAGGCUUCACUGGCGAUCCACUGGAGACCCAUCACAUUCUGCACGACCACCUUGUAAAAUGGGUUUUAUAUUUUAUAUAAUGUUGGCAUCAAGCACGCCACAAUGGUAACAUGUUACAACACUUUCAUGCACUGUUAUUUGUUAGCCUGUGCGAGAGGGGAAACAUCCUACAUCUGUUAUGGCUGUAAUUAUGGCUGUAAUUAUGGCUGUAAUUAUGGCUGUAAUUAUGGCUGUAAUUAUGGCUGUAAAAUGUAUUUGCUGAUAGCUACUUUAUUGAGGAAAAAUGUACUUACUAUGACUGUGACAUGUCAUUGUCCCCCCUAGCUGUCUUAAGAUGGAUGCACUAAUUGCCCAGGGCCAACCAUACGUAAAAUAUAUGCACACAUCACUGACUGUAAGUCGCUUCGGAUAAAAUCAUCUGCUAAAUGGCAUAUAUUAUUAUUAUUAUUAUUAUUAUUAACUGUAAAUUGUUCUGGAUUAGAGCGUCUGAAACUAAAAUGUGAAGGUAUUGUAUGUGUCCUUUUAGAUCUUCAACUAAAGUCAAUGUAAAGCAUCUCUGAACCUCGUCCACUAGAGGGAGCAGGUAGGCCUCGUUGGAAAACACCACCACCACGCGAGCAGAGGAGCGCUUGAUCUCUCCCACGAUCCUCUGCAGCUCUGUGGGGCGGUUGUCCCUGGGCAGCACCUGGGAAUAUGCCACACAGCCCCCUGUCUGGGCCAGGUCUGAGUGGAAGGACCGGGCAGCGUGAACUCCAUAGUCAUCAUCACUGAACACCAGGCCCACCCAGGUCCAGCCCAACCGACGUAGGAUCUGGAUCAUGGCUCGCACCUGGGAUCACAUCAACAGGGAUUAGACAUUACUGAUGUUACUACAGAUACUGGAGAGUAUAGAGAGAUCAACAUAAAUUACAUGCAUUAUUUUUAUUUAACCUUUUAUUUAACCUUUUAUUUAACCUUUUAUUUAACCUUUUAUUUAACCAUAUUUAACUUUUUCUAUAUUUAACCUUUUAUUUAACUGUAAUGCCGUUACAGAGUAUAGAGAAUAUAGCGAGUAUACAUGGGAGAUGACGGUUCACUGUCUAAUCAGGUCAUUAUAGCCUUAUUCUUAGGGACGGACCUGAAAGGCAUCGCUGGGGAUGGUUCUGAAGAAGGAUGGGUACUUGCUCCGGUCGCUCAGACAGGAACAUGUGGCGUAGUGACUCACCUGAGGGAGUGAAAUAUACAAUUAUAUAUAUUUUUUUAUUCUUCAAUGAAUUAAUGAAAUAGAAAGGUUUUAUACCUAGACACAUUUAAGACCUAAACAUGCUGUUUCUCUCUCUAAGUGUGGUUUUGGAAUACAAGGACAUUUCCAAUAAUGUUGUCAUCUUUCUAUUCUUUCUGAUUUACCAUGGGUACCCGGAACAGCCCUAGGACACUGGAGAUGGCGAUGGAGUGAGUGGACCCUGGGUCUCCCACAAUCCCUAGCACCGGGGGUGACCCAGAACAAGUCUCAUCCAAUAGGAACUCUUCCUCUGUCCCACUGGCCAAUGACAUGGCAGCACGGAACGAUACUCCCAGGGUCUGGCAGUUGUCGUAGAGCUGAUAUCCGAGGGUGAUGUUGGGCAGAAGGUCAGGGUUUCUGUUGAUCUCGUCUACAGCAAACGCCAUAGUCUGGGCCUGCAUGAAACCAAAACGGGCAAAACUGACAGAGAAAAGGAACAUUCAAUCAAUCUGUAAAUGUUUUAAAUUGCUCCAGAGCUGCUGAACCCUGUGCACCUCUUAAGGGGUGUGUGUGAGAGAGUAUUGUCUUAGGGGGUUGGGAGGAGAGCAAUUACUUUAGUCAAGGAUAGAUAAUAAAAUAGGUUUAUCUUAAAGGGAAAUUUGGUUAGAAAACAGGAAUCAUGAUUGAAAACAAUGGAAUACACACAAUUAAUUCACAGAUAUUUUGAGACCGCAAUGUACAAUAUCACCAAUGUAACAAGACCCCAGAAGCUCUCCAGGACCAGGGUUGGUUACCACUGAUCAAAUCAUCACGGGGCUUCUUAUAGUAUGAAUGUCUAUCUGUCCUUUAAGUGCAGACACACAUCCAGUCUAGUCCAGUCCAGUCUAGUCCAGUCCAGUCCAGCAGAUGAAUACUCACCCCUCACAGUGGAGCUGCUGUGGUUCUGAUGUGAAGGAUAGCUCAGGGAACACAGUGAAGUAGUGGACCUCAAACAGACCACCCAGAACCACGUCACCCUUCUGGUACAUCCCAUUCAGACUGAACUGCUCCCGCAGACGACAGGACGAGGAAGAGGACGAGGCAGAGGAGGAAGAUGAGGAAGAGGAGUAGGUCAAUGCUAGGCUCAGAGAUGAGGAGUUCAGUAUCAUGUUUAUAGAUAGGUACAGGUCAAUAUAUUGCCAGACCCUCAUAGCUGUCCUCUGUCUCUCCCCCUCUGUCGCUUCCUUACUCUCUCUCCCUCUCUUUUAUAGUGUCAACCUCUGUGGAGGUUUAGGACAACGUCAUUGUUUGAUCUUUCACAAGGGGAGGACCAAAGACAUGUCAUAAAUCAGGGCAGGGGGAGGGGUGGCGAGGGGGAGGGGAGGCAUGGGGGAGGAGACGGUGGGAGGGGGUCAGAUUUGCAGGUAGGAGACGUGAGUGUCAGAGAAAGAUGAUUCGUGACUUGUUGCCACAAGAAAAGGGCAACCAGUGAAGAACAAACACCAUUGUAAAUACAACCCAUUUUUAUGUUUAUUUAUGUAUAUGACAUUGCCUUUUGUACUUUAACUAUUUGCACAUCGUUAUAACACUGUACAUAGCCAUAAUAUGACAUUUAAAAUGUCUCUAUUCCUUUGAAACUUUUGUGAGUGUAAUGUUUACUGUUCAUUUUUGAUAAUUUCACUUUUGUUUAUUAUCGAUUUCACUUGGUUUGGCAAUGAAAACAUGUUUCCCAUGCCAAUAAAGCCCUUUGAAUUUAAAUGAAUUUAAAGAAAUAUUGCACACAUCCAAGCCAUUCCACCAUGUGUCCUGUAGGUGUCUGUCACACUGAUCUGUUUCUCUCUCUCUCUCUCUCUAUCCUCCUAUCUCUCUACUCUCCUCUCUGAGAGCCAGAAGAAGAGACACGAGGGCGAGGAGGCGCGAGAGAAGCGCGCUCGCGAGCGAAGAGAAGCGAGAAAAAGCGCCGCAGGUGAAAGCCCAGAGAGAAGAAGAGAACGAGCAGAGAGAGAAGAGAGAAGCGAGAGAGCUAGAGAGGGAGCGAGAGAGGAGCGAGAGAGAGAGAGAGAGACCCUCGAGACGAGAGCUAGAAGAGAGAGAGUCGAGCGAUCGCGCGAGCGCGCAGCAGAGCGAGAUAGUAGGGAGAGCGCUCGCGACCGUGCCAGUCGCGCUCAGACACAGCGAGAAUACUCGCUCCCUCUCCUCUCCCUCUCCCUCUCCCUCUCCCUCUCCUCUCCCUCUCCCUCUCCUCUCCCUCCUUUCUCUCUUCAUCCUACAUCUCCACAUACAGGGCAUACACCUGGUCACAGAGCCUCACAUAUCUCAGCUGAGCUCCUCUGUGGACACACACACACACAUGCAUCUGUCUGUCUGCCCCGUCUUCCUGUCACCCUAUCCCCUGACAACACACAGUCUGUCUGCCCCGUCUUCUUGUCACCCUAUCCCCUGACAACACACAGUCUGUCUGCACCGUCUUCCUGUCACCCUAUCCCCUGACAACACACAGUCUGUCUGCACCAUCUUCCUGCGACAGGACCAUCGUGGCGCUGGUCAAGACCAUCGUGGUGCUGAUCAAGGCCAUCGUGGUGCUGGUCAAGACCAUCGUGGUGCUGAUCAAGGCCAUCGUGGUGCUGGUCAAGACCAUUGUGCUGCUGGUCAAGACCAUUGUGCUGCUGCUGGCCUUCAGGACCACUGUACCAGGCUCCAGUGCCCUGAUGAAGCUGUUUGGACCUUCUUAGAAGAGGACACUGAUUCUCUGCACCACCGCCCCUCAGGUAGAGCUGUUGAACUCAUCAAACUGUAGUCCUACUACAUAACCUUUUGUAGACUGGCAUGAUGGCCUACCAUAUGAUGCUUAUUGUUCCACUACUUCCCCCAGGUGUGUCUCCACGGCUACCUCCAUCCCGUUCAGGAACUCUUCGUACCAGGGUCUGACCGGCAUGAUGGUGCUGGAGUGUAAGGAGCCUUGGACCCCAGGGUUCUAACUGGUACUGGGCUAUGUCAGCCUGAUGGCCUCUCUCUGUCUCCUCUUAGCCUUCCUGGCCAGGAAUCUUCCAGACAACUUCAACGAGGCCAAGUUCAUCACCUUCAGCAUGCUGAUCUUCUGUGCCGUGUGGAUCUCCUUCAUCCCAGCCUACGUCAGCUCUCCUGGGAAGUUCACCGAAGCUGUGGAGAUAUUUGCCAUCUUAGCCUCUAGUUUUGGACUGCUGCUGUGCAUCCUUGUCCCUAAAUUUUACAUCAUCUUACUGAGACCAGAGAGGAACACUAAGUAAGGGAUUAUGGAGAAACACCAGGCUGAGACCAGAGAGGAACCUAGUUGAGAUUUAGCGUUACAACAUAAGUAAAGUACAACUAAAUGUAAAGUGUUACUCAUAACCACUGUCAGCUACAGUCCCUACAUUGCACUAGAAUGCAACAACCAUUUGGCUUCUUGUACAGUGUGUGUCCUCAUUACUAAAUAAACUGUUGUAGUAGCUGAUGUUUGCAUGAGACGACUGCCCAUUCACUGUACACUGGGUUGAACUGUUUGCAAAGUGUGAUGAGGGUUGGUUGUAUGUGAUCUGUAAUUAUUAAAAUAUAAUGAAUAUCAAGAAUAAGCUAUCUAAUAAAUGUGGAUUGGGAGGCCAAGCAAGCCAUUGGCAAGACACAGAUGUAUCUGAACAUGUGUAUUGUAGUAUACUGUUAUAAUACAUCAUAUGAUGAAUUACAAUAGCAAUUGAACACAUGCACUUCAAUGUCAAAUCAAUUCAUAUAGGAAUAAAGGUUUUUACAAACAACAUGGAAGUGAUUCCACUCUGUAGGCUACUGCUAACCACAUCAUUUAGCUGGUCAAAUUAGGUUCAACACUAGAUAUAACCUCUAAUCUGUCAAAACAUUGGAAUAUCCAAAGUGACCCUGCGUCAUGUUUCUAGUUACCAAUGAUUACCUGCCAAAUUCUUGGUCAUCACUGUCAGAGUAGUGCUACCUAAACGUAUGUUAUACCAUAUAACUGAAUAUGUUUUCCCCUCAUGUAUUUCUUAAUAAUGUAUAUGAUUGGAUGUCUUCCCCAUAAGGUGUUUCUAGGUGUUCUUCUCUGGCCUGAACAUAAUAAUAAAGCAGGUAAUAAUAAAAAGAACCAACCAAAGCUAGAGGCGAUGAUAGCCAAUAUCUCCACAGCUACGGUGAACUUCCCAGGAGAGCUGACAUAAGCUGGGAUAAAGGUGAUCCAGACUGCACAGAAAAUGAGCAUGCUGAAGGUGAUGAAUUUGGCCUCAUUGAAGUUAUCAGGCAGCUUUCGAGCCAGAAAAGCCAGCACAAAGCACAAGAGAGCCAGGAGUCCUAUAUACCCCAACACAUCCCAGAAUGCCCCCACAGAGCCUAAGUCACACUCUAGAAUGACCCUUUCUUUGUAGGUAGUGAGGCUUUUAAUGGGGAGGGGACAGGACCAACCACAGAGUGCAUAUCAAAGCCUUGACAAACGUGAAGGACACUACAGUCAAUCUCUUGCUGUGGAAGCCCAAACCAUUUCAUGACAUUACUGCUUGGAAGUGUAGCCCUGAAGGCCAUCAACACCACUAUUGUUUUCCCCAGAACACAAGAGAUGCAGAGGACGAAGGUGAUCCCAAACGCUGUGUGGCGCAGCAUACAGGACCACUCAGAGGGCCGGCCAAUGAAAGUAAGAGAACACAGAAAACACAGAGUCAAGGAGAAGAGCAGCAGGAAGCUCAGCUCAGACGAUGGCCGACGUUCGGUGGCGGUAGAAGACAGUUACCGUGGAGAUGGCCAGACAGGCCCCGCCCACAGAGCAGGCUGUCAGGAUGAUUCUAAGGACCUUGUGGAAGGACAGGAACUCCACAGGCCUAAGACACUGUCACGGUUUCAGCCGAUGCUGCUCCUCCUCCUUGUUCGGGCAGGCUUCGGCGGUCGUCGUCCCCGGAGUACUAGCUGCCACCGUUCGAUGUUUCAUGUUUGUUUGGUUUUGUCUGUUUGUACACCUGUCCCUUGUUAGUGUUUGAUUUGGUUGCCUAUUUAGUUUUCGUGUGUGGUGGCAGGUGUUAUGUGGUAUUGUUUAUUGUCAAGCUGUUGCUCUUUUUGUAUUACUCUCGUGUUUGUUGUUUUCCGAGAGUCCGCACUGUGUGCGCUAUCUUCAUUUUACGCACUGUGUGUGUUGUGCGUAAUUUGUAUUUUGCCUCCCGGUUGGGUUGGCUGUUCGCCUGUUUGGUGCUGCAUUUUGUUAACUAAAGUCUGUUGACGAACGCCCGUGUUUCCUGCGCUUGAUUUCCUCACCGCAUCUACACUCAGCUACUGACAGAAUACCACAUCACAUCAUGGAGUCAGCAGGAGCACCCGCGCCGACAGAGGUCAUGGAGGACCGUCUUCGUGGACAGGAGGACCGGAUUAACCAGAUCGGUCACGCCUUGGAUCGGGUGAUGAACACUCUCCACCGAUGGGAAAGCAGCGGGGUACCCACGCCCCCACCUACCGGACCAUCCCCAUCAGUCAGUCCUCCUGUCCACAUUCCGGAACCCAGUGGGAUUCGGCUCUCGCUCCCGAGGGCGUACGACGGCUCCGCUGCCGGGUGUCAAGGGUUCCUGCUACAGGUGGAGCUCUACCUCGCCACCGUACACCCGGCGCCCUCGGGACACGAGAGCGUCUCCGCCCUCAUCUCCUGUCUCACCGGCAAGGCGUUGGAGUGGGCCAACGCCGAAUGGAGGAGAAUGGACGCCGCUACCAUCACCUAUGCGGAGUUCUCCCGCCGCUUCCGGGCCGUGUUCGACCAUCCACCAGAAGGGAAGGCGGCGGGGGAGCGUCUGUUCUUCCUCCGACAGGGGAUGAGGAGCGCACAGGAUUUUGCCCUGGAGUUCCGGACUCUAGCGGCAGAUGCAGGGUGGAAUGAGCGGGCCCUCAUAGACCACGUCCGUUGUAGCCUCCGGGAGGACGUCCAAAGAGAGUUGGCGUGCAGGGAUACCAUGUUGACAUUUGACCAACUAGUCGACAUGGCCAUUCGGUUGGACACCCUGCUCGCCACCCGUGGACGUCCCGGAUGGGGGUCGCCCAUUUCACCCUCCAGCACCUCUGAGCCGAGCCCUAUGCAGCUCGGAGGUGCUGGCGCUAGAGAAAGGAGGAGUAGGAACCCGAGGGGGGCCGUCCCCUGCACCAACUGUGGCCGUGGAGGGCACACCGCGGCUAGGUGUUGGGGAAGGUCCCCCGGUGGAGGUGAAGGCAAGCCACGCAUUGGGGAGUCCUCCCAGGUGAGUAGGCGCCCUACUUACCCAGAGCUUUCUGUCGUUCACAUAACCUUGCCUGUUUGUUUUCCACAGGUAGCACCUCGUUCCCAGCAUAAGGCGCUAGUCGAUUCAGGCGCAGCUGGGAACUUUGUAGAUCGCCAGUUCUGUGUAGAAUUAGGGAUUCCUCUCCUUCCCGUUGAUAAGCCUUUCCCUGUACAUGCCCUAGAUAGCCAUCCGUUAGGAUCUGGGUUGAUUAGGGAGGUCACAGCGCCCCUUAAGAUGGAGGCGCAGGGGGGUCAUGAGGAGACGAUUCAGCUCUAUCUGAUUGACUCUCCUGUGUAUCCGGUGGUGCUGGGGCUUCCCUGGUUGAUUACCCAUGACCCUACUAUUUCGUGGCGAGAGAAAGCUCUUAAAGGGUGGUCUGCUCAGUGUGAGGGGCUGUGUCUGGGUGUUUCCAUAGGGGCGACCUCAGUGGAAAGUCAGAAUCUAAUGCCUGCACUGCAUAUUCCCCCCGAGUAUGAGGAUUUGACACUGGUGUUUAGUAAGACUAGGGCGGUGCAGCUGCCGCCUCAUAGACAGGGGGAUUGUGCGAUAGAUCUCCAGUUAGGAGCAGCCCUCCCGCGGAGCCAUGUGUAUCCCUUGUCUCAAGAGGAGAGGAAGGCGAUGGAAACUUACAUCGCCGAGUCUCUGAGACAGGGAUACAUACGGGCCUCCACUUCACCCGCUUCCUCAAGCUUCUUUUUUGUGAAGAAAAAGGAUGGAGGUCUGCGCCCGUGUAUUGAUUACCGCGGUCUCAAUCAGAUUACAGUGAAGUACAGCUAUCCACUUCCUCUGAUUGCGACUAUGACGGAAUCAUUACACGGUGCUCAGUUCUUCACAAAAUUGGAUCUCAGGAGCGCAUAUAACUUGGUGCGCAUUAGAGAGGGCGCUCUUUUUGUAUUACUCUCGUGUUUGUUGUUUUCCGAGAGUCCGCACUGUGUGCGCUAUCUUCAUUUUACGCACUGUGUGUGUUGUGCGUAAUUUGUAUUUUGCCUCCCGGUUGGGUUGGCUGUUCGCCUGUUUGGUGCUGCAUUUUGUUAACUAAAGUCUGUUGACGAACGCCCGUGUUUCCUGCGCUUGAUUUCCUCACCGCAUCUACACUCAGCUACUGACAGACACAGAGGUCUCUCGCAGCGUUGGGCCCAGUACUCCUCAGGACAGCUCUGACAGUCUGAAGAAUCCGAUCAGGAGAAAACAACAGUCAUCAAAUGUUAAUAAUAAAAGAUUUGUUUAAUUUAUUUACACAUACAACUACAUGUCCCACAAUGCUGCACUUUGGCAGUUUACAAUAAAUAAUAUUGAAUUGCUGUGCAGCUUACAUCAGAUAAUCAGAACAUGAACAUGAUUGAUAGACACUACCUGUCUUUGUAGUGCUAGUAAUAUGAAUAAACCAUAUAAAUUUCCCUUAGUAAAGGAUGAUAUAAUUUACUACACAUUUUCUGCCAACUACAGUGGGGGAAAAAAGUAUUUAGUCAGCCACCAAUUGUGCAAGUUCUCCCACUUAAAAAGAUGAUAGAGGCCUGUAAUUUUCAUCAUAGGUACACGUCAACUAUGACAGACAAAUUGAGAAAAAAAAAUCCAGAAAAUCGCAUUGUAGGAUUUUUAAUGAAUUUAUUUGCAAAUUAUGGUGGAUAAUAAGUAUUUGGUCACCUACAAACAAACAAGAUAUCUGGCUCUCACAGACCUGUAACUUCUUCUUUAAGAGGCUCCUCUGUCCUCCACUCGUUACCUGUAUUAAUGGCACCUGUUUGAACUUGUUAUCAGUAUAAAAGACACCUGUCCACAACCUCAAACAGUCACACUCCAAACUCCACUAUGGCCAAGACCAAAGAGCUGUCAAAGGACACCAGAAACAAAAUUGUAGACCUGCACCAGGCUGGGAAGACUGAAUCUGCAAUAGGUAAGCAGCUUGGUUUGAAGAAAUCAACUGUGGGAGCAAUUAUUAGGAAAUGGAAGACAUACAAGACCACUGAUAAUAUCCCUCGAUCUGGGGCUCCACGCAAGAUCUCACCCCGUGGGGUCAAAAUUAUCACAAGAACGGUGAGCAAAAAUCCCAGAACCACACGGGGGGACCUAGUGAAUGACCUGCAGAGAGCUGGGACCAAAGUAACAAAGCCUACCAUCAGUAACACACUACGCCGCAAGGGACUCAAAUCCUGCAGUGCCAGACGUGUCCCCCUGCUUAAGCCAGUACAUGUCCAGGCCCGUCUGAAGUUUGCUAGAGUGCAUUUGGAUGAUCCAGAAGAGGAUUGGGAGAAUGUCAUAUGGUCAGAUAAAAACCAAAAUAUAACUUUUUGGUAAAAACUCAACUCGUCGUGUUUGGAGUACAAUGAAUGUGGAGUUGCUAUUUUUCUGCAAAGGGACCAGGACGACUGAUCCGUGUAAAGGAAAGAAUGAAUGGGGCCAUGUAUCAUGAGAUUUUGAGUGAAAACCUCCUUCCAUCAGCAAGGGCAUUGAACAUGAAACGUGGCUUGGUCUUUCGGCAUGACAAUGAUCCCAAACACACCGCCCGGGCAACGAAGGAGUGGCUUCGUAAGAAACAUUUCAAGGUCCUGGAGUGGCCUAGCCAGUCUCCAGAUCUCAACCCCAUAGAAAAUCUUUGGAGGGAGUUGAAAGUCCGUGUUGCCCAGCGACAGCCCCAAAACAUCACUGCUCUAGAGGAGAUCUGCAUGGGGGAAUGGGCCAAAAUACCAGCAACAGUGUGUGAAAACCUUGUGAAGACUUACAGAAAACGUUUGACCUGUGUCAUUGCCAACAAAGGGUAUAUAACAAAGUAUUGAGAAACUUUUGUUAUUGACCAAAUACUUAUUUUCCACCAUAAUUUGCUAAUAAAUUCAUUAAAAAUCCUACAAUGUGAUUUUCUGGAAUUUUUCUCAUUUUGUCUGUCAUAGUUGACGUGUACCUAUGAUGAAAAUUACAGGCCUCUCUCAUCUUUUUAAGUGGGAGAACUUGCACAAUUGGUGGCUGACUAAAUACUUUUUCCCCCCAAUGUAUUUCUAUAGACCUACCUGUGAUAUUACUGAUCUCUCCCUCUGCACAUGGUACACAGUCAUAACAGCAGACAGGCUUUCCUUUCUGUGCAGCCUUACGAGUGCCUGGGGGACAGCUCUCACUGCCCACUGACACAGGCACCUGUGUAGUGUUCGCUACCCAGGUGAUUUCCCUCUCCAUGCGAAUCCUCUGGCCAGGGGGCAGGGAUGCAUCAUAGUGCGCCACUGUCACAAACUCCAUGUUCCCACUCUCCCCUAUCUGCCAGUUGACCAGCUCACAGGUGGCCACUGGGUCCCCGUUGGCAGUGAAAGAGACCUGGUACUCGUUACGGGAGAAGUUCGUGAGAGCUGUAAUGUAUUGUGAGACCUGUAAUGUAUAGUGAGAACUGUAAUGUAUGGUGAUGUAUAGUGAGAACUGUAAUGUAUAGUGAGAGCUGUAAUGUAUUGUGAGAACUGUAAUGUAUAGUGAUGUAUUGUGAGAACUGUAAUGUAUAGUGAUGUAUAGUGAGAACUGUAAUGUAUGGUGAGAACUGUAAUGUAUAGUGAUGUAUAGUGAGAACUGUAAUGUAUUGUGAGAACUGUAAUGUAUAGUGAUGUAUAGUGAGAACUGUAAUGUAUUGUGAGAACUGUAAUGUAUAGUGAUGUAUAGUGAGAACUGUAAUGUAUUGUGAGAACUGUAAUGUAUAGUGAUGUAUAGUGAGAACUGUAAUGUAUAUUGAGAGCUGUAAUGUAUAGUGAGAACUGUAAUGUAUUGUGAUGUAUAGUGAGAACUGUAAUGUAUAGUGAUGUACAGUGAGAACUGUAAUGUAUAGUGAGAACUGUACUAUAUAGUGAGAACUGUAAUGUAUAGUGAGAACUGUAAUGUAUAUUGAGAGCUGUAAUGUAUAGUGAUGUAUAGUGAGAACUGCAAUGUAUUGUGAGAACUGUAAUGUAUAUUGAGAGCUGUAAUGUAUAGUGAUGUAUAGUGAGAACUGUAAUAUAUAGUGAGAACUGUGAUAUAUAGUGAGAGCUGUAAUGUCACCUUGACCAUUCGGAUUGAUGGGUGACUACGGGAACGAAGGAAGGAGAGGAAGUCCGAUUCCAACUCGCCUCCGAGGCAUCCCAGAAGUCCCCGACGGCUCUGUUGCCGAGAGAACCCGAGGCUACCCGAGUUCCCCCGAGAGUCUCCGAAGUCUGCCGAUUCACCUCUUCCCGAGCCGAUGCAACCAGGCAGAGCUAAGCUGUCUCCAGCCGAACGGCAAUAUAGUCUUCACACGAAGAGUUGCCUGUAUUACGGGACUACUGGUCAUUUUGUGUCCACCUGUUCACUAAAAGACCAGGCUUACCGGUAGGCAGCGAGUACUCUGCUGGGCCACAUGGAUAACUUUUCCUCUCCCCUUACUCACACCCCCUUUCAUGCCAACGUGCUGUGGGGGAACCAGUCGAAAUCUCCGGGUACUCAUCGACUCUGGGGCCGAUGAGAGCUUUAUGGACGCUACCUUGGCGUCCGAGCUGGGCAUCCCCACUCAGACCCUCUCCAUUCCCAUGGACGUUAGAGCGCUGGACGGGCGCUCUAUAGGCCGGGUCACCCACAAUACCACCCCUAUCAACCUACGACUAUCAGGGAACCACAGCGAGACGAUCCAAUUCCUACUAAUUAAGUCUCCUCAGGUUCCCCUGGUAUUGGGUUUCUCUUGGCUCCAGCGACACAACCCGUUCAUUGACUGGUCUACUGGUGCCAUCAUGGGCUGGAGCCCGUUCUGCCACUCUCAUUGCCUGAAGUCAGCGCAGCCUGCCCCGGGCCACUUAGCUUCCGCCACACCAACCCUACGACUGCGGAAUCGACCUUCUCCCAGGCACCACUCCGCCCUGGGGAUGACCGUACUCGCUGUCGGGUCUGGAGACCAAGGCUAUGGAGACCUACAUUGAGGACUCCCCUAGCUGCCAUGUUCAUCUGUCCUUCUGCCUCCCCCGCCAGUGCAGGGUUCUUUUGUGGAGAAGAAGGACAAAACCCUGUGCCUGUGCAAUGGUCUACCGGGGCCUCAACGACAUCACGGUGAAAAAACGCUACCCACUACCUCUCAUCUCCUCGGCCUUUGAGCCGCUCCAGGGGACCUACGGAACGCCUACCACCUGGUGCAGAUACGGGAGGGGGACGAGUGGAAGACUGCCUUCAACAUGGCCAGCGGUCACUACGAGUAUCUGGUCAUGCCAUUUGGCCUUACCAAUGCUCCAGCUGUGUUCCAGGCCCUGGUUAAUGAUGUUCUCCGCGACAUGUGGAACCGGUUCGUCUUCGUCUACCUCGACGACAUCCUCGUCUUCUCCCGCUCCGCCCAAGAACACGUGCACCACGUCCGACAGGUCCUCCAACGCCUCCUGGAGAACCAGUUUUUUGUGAAAGGGGAGAAAUGCGAAUUCCAUCACUCCACCAUCCCCUUCCUGGGCUACAUCCUCGCUGCAGGGAGUGUACAGAUGGAUCCUGGGAAGGUGAGAGCGGUGGUGAAUUGGCCCCAGCCUAUGUCCAGAGUGCAGCUGCAACAUUUCCUGGGAUUCGCCAACUUUUAUUGCCGCUUUAUCCGGGGUUACAGCACCCUGGCUUCCCUACUGUCUGCACUCAAACACUGUUUCACCACUGCUCCCAUCUUGGUUCAUCCUGACCCUUCCCGCCAAUUCGUGGUGGAGGCCGAUGCUUCGGAUGUCGGAGUGGGAGUGGUCCUGUCCCAGCGUGCGGCCCUGGACCUCAAGUUUCAUCCCUGCACCAUCUUCUCCCAUCGCCUCAACACCAUGGAGAGGAAUCACGAUGUAGGGGAAUCGUGAACUUCUCGCAGUGAAAAUGGCAUUGGAGGAGUGGAGGCACUGGCUGGAGGGGGCAUUCACUGUGUGGACAGACCACAAGAACUUGGAAUAUCUCCGCACCGCCAAGUGUCUCAAUUCCAGGCAAGCUAGGUGGGCCCUGCUUUUCACCCGGUUCAACUACUCCCUCUCAUACCGACCGGGAUCCAAGAAUGUCAGGCCAGAUGCACUGUCACACCGCUAUUGCCCCGCGGCUACACCCCUGGAAUCCGAGACUAUCCUUCCCACCUCGUGCUUUGCGACGGCACUCAGUUGGGGAAUAGAGAAGCAGGUCCGGGAGGCACAGCAUUCCCAGCCAAACCCCGGGGGGAGCCAGAUAACCAAAUGUUUGUUCCUGACGCUGUCCGCUCCUCGGUCCUGGAGUGGGCCCACUCCUCUAGGCUUGCCUGUCACCCGGACUCCCGUCGGACCCUGGCCUUUGUGCAACAACGCUUUUGGUGGCCUACCAUGGUUCCUGACAUCUCCGCGUUCGUCGCCGCCUGCACGAUCUGUGCACAGAACAAGACUCCUCGCCAAGCUCCGGCUUGUUUCCUCCAACCUCUGCCUGUUCCUCACCGACCCUGGUCUCACAUAUCCCUUGACUUUGUCACGGGUCUUCCCCCGUGUGAUGGCAACACCGCCAUCCUGACUGUUGUGGACCGGUUUUUUCCUCUCCCCAAGCUACCCUCCGCCAAAGAGACGACCCAGGUCAUGGUACAGCACGUCUUCUGGAUCCAUGGACUCCCAGUGGACAUAGUCUCCGACCGGGGUCCUCAGUUCUCGUCCCAGUUCUGGAAGGUGUUCUGCAUACUCAUUGGGUCGUUGGCCAGCCUGUCCUCCGGUUUCCACCCUCAGUCCAACGGCCAGUCGGAGUGAGCCAACCAAGACCUGGAGACGACUCCGCGGUGCCUGGUCUCCGCCAACCCUACCACCUGGAGCCAGCAACUAGUGUGGGUCGAAUACGCCAUCAACACUCUUCCCUGCUCUGCCACGGGUAUUUUGCUCUUUGAGUGUUUCCUGGGUUAUCAGCCACCGCUCGUCUCGGAGCAAGAGGAAGAGGUCGGCGUACCCUCGGCCCAGAUGUUUGUCCGCUGCUGUCGUCGUACCUGGAGGAGAGCCCGGUCGGCUCUUCUCAAGACCACCUCCAGGUAUCGAUGACAAGCAGACCGCCACCGGACCCCGGUCCCCGGUAUCAUCUCGGGCAGAAGGUAUGGCUAUCCACCCGAGAUCUGCCCCUCCGGGUGGAGUCCCGCAAACUUUCCCCCCGGUUAUCGGCCCUUUCUCCAUCUCCAAGAUCAUUAGCCCCUCUGCUGUUCAUCUUCUGUUGCCCCGUACCCUCCAUAUACAUCCCACUUUUCAUGUGUCUAGGAUCAAACCCAUGUCUCACAGCCCUUUGUCUCCUGUUUCCAGGGCCCCCCCUCUCCCCCGUCUCAUCGACAGCCAACCGGCAUACAAAGUGAGGCGUCUCCUGAAGAUUCGACCUCUGGGCAUGGGAUUCCAGUACCUGGUUGACUGGGAGGGUUAUGGCCUGUAGGGGAGGUGCUUGGUCCCCGCUAGGGACAUCCUGGACCCAGGCCUCAUCACUGAGUUUCCAGGUAGGAUGCCAGGUUGUGCCCCUAGGGGAGGGGGUACUGUCACACCCUGAUCGGUUUCACCUGUCUUUGUGAUUGUCUCCACCCCCCUCCAGGUGUCACCCAUCUUUCCCAUUAUCCCCAGUGUAUUUAUACCUGUGUUCUCUGUUUGUCUGUUGCCAGUUUGUUUUGUUUCGUCAAGCCUACGCGUGGUUUCCCCUCCUGUCUUUUUCAAGUUCCUGUUUUCUAGUUUUCUCGGUUUUGACCAUUCUGCCUGCCCUGACCCUGAGCCUGCCUGCCGUUCUGUACCUUGUCACACCACCCUGGAUUAUUGACCUCUGCCUGGCCUGACCCUGAGACUGCCUGCCGUUCUGUACCUUUUGGACUCUGAUCUGGAUUACUGACCUCUGCCUGCCCUUGACCUGUCGUUUGCCUGCCUGUAAUGUAUAGUGAUGUAUAGUGAGAACUGUAAUGUAUAGUUAGAACUGUAUAGUGAUGUAUAGUGAGAACUGUAAUGUAUAGUGAGCACUGUAAUGUAUAGUGAGAACUGUAAUGUAUAGUGAGAACUGUAAUGUAUAGUGAUGUAUAGUGAGAACUGUAAUGUAUAGUGAGCACUGUAAUGUAUAGUGAGAACUGUAAUGUAUAGUAAGAACUGUAAUGUAUAGUGAUGUAUAGUGAGAACUGUAAUGUAUAGUGAGCACUGUAAUGUAUAGUGAGAACUGUAAUGUAUAGUGAGAACUGUAAUGUAUAGUGAGAACUGUAAUGUAUUGUGAGAACUGUAAUGUAUAGUGAGAACUGUAAUGUAUAGUGAGCACUGUAAUGUAUAAUGAGAACUGUAAUGUAUAGUGAGAACUGUAAUGUAUUGUGAGAACUGUAAUGUAUAGUGAGAACUGUAAUGUAUAGUGAGAACUGUAAUGUAUAGUGAGAACUGUAAUGUAUAGUGAGAACUGUAAUGUAUAGUGAGCACUGUAAUGUAUAGUGAGCACUGUAAUGUAUAGUGAGAACUGUAAUGUAUAGUGAUGUAUAGUGAGAACUGUAAUGUAUAGUGAUGUAUAGUGAGAACUGUAAUGUUAGUUAGAACUGUAAUGUAUAGUGAGAACUGUAAUGUAUAGUGAGCACUGUAAUGUAUAGUGAGCACUGUAAUGUAUAGCGAGCACUGUAAUGUAUAGUGAUGUAUAGUGAGAACUGUAAUGUAUAGUGAGAACUGUAAUGUUAGUGAGAUAUGUAAUGUAUAGUGAGAACUGUAAUGUAUAGUGAGAACUGUAAUGUAUAGUGAGCACUGUAAUGUAUAGUGAGAACUGUAAUGUAUAGUGAGAACUGUAAUGUAUAGUGAUGUAUAGUGAGAACUGUAAUGUAUAGUGAGAACUGUAAUGUAUAGUGAGAACUGUAAUGUAUAGUGAGAACUCUUAAGCCUUCAUUCAUGUAGUCUAAAUAAACAUAUCUAUCAGGACAUUCUACUGUUGUUUUGUCAUUCACCUGAGUUGGCUUCACAUUGAGGUUUUUGUCACAGUGGAGUUUGCUCUCUCUUCACAAGCCAUGCUGUGGAUGGUGUGUGCUAUGGCGUAAACGUCUUUAUACACAAUGUUAGUGACACGCAGCUGGGAUGUAUCUGUGACAGUAGCUUCUGAAUAACCUCACUGUCAUCACACACCUUCUCCUCAGCCCCAACACCUGUAGUAUGUUUUUAUGUUUUGUUUACCCCAUAUGUAACUCUGUGUUGUUGUUUUUAUCGCACUGCUUUGCUUUAUCUUGGCCAGGUCGCAGUUGUAAAGGAGAACUUGUUCUCAACUGGCUUACCUGGUUAAAUAAAGGUGAAAUAAAAAUAAAUAAAAAGCAAUAGUACUCCCUACAGACAGACAGACAAAUAGGUAGAAAGACAGACAGAGAGAUAGAUAGAUAGGCUCUACGCAGUAUUUCCCUUACAGUCUAGUCCUCUUGGCACGCUGGCUCUAUACAGUAUUUCCCUUACGGUCUAGUCCUCUUGGCACGCUGGCUCUAUACAGUAUUUCCCUUACAGUCUAGUCCUCUUGGCACGCUGGCUCUAUACAGUAUUUCCCUUACAGUCAAGUCCUCUUGGCACGCUGGCUCUACGCAGUAUUUCCCUUACAGUCUAGUCCUCUUGGCACGCUGGCUCUACGCAGUAUUUCCCUUACAGUCUAGUCCUCUUGGCACGGUGGCUCUACGCAGUAUUUCCCUUACAGUCUAGUCCUCUUGGCACGCUGGCUCUAUGCAGUAUUUCCCUUACAGUCUAGUCCUCUUGGCACGGUGGCUCUAUGCAGUAUUUCCCUUACAGUCUAGUCCUCUUGGCACGCUGGCUCUAUACAGUAUUUCCCUUACAGUCUAGUCCUCUUGGCACGCUGGCUCUACGCAGUAUUUCCCUUACAGUCUAGUCCUCUUGGCACGCUGGCUCUACACAGUAUUUCCCCUACAGUCUAGUCCUCUUGGCAUGCUGGCUCUACACAGUAUUUCCCCUACAGUCUAGUCCUCUUGGCAUGCUGGCUCUACACAGUAUUUCCCCUACAGUCUAGUCCUCUUGGCACGCUGGCUCUACGCAGUAUUUCCCUUACAGUCUAGUCCUCUUGGCACUGUGGCUCUACGCAGUAUUUCCCUUACAGUCUAGUCCUCUUGGCACGCUGGCUCUAUACAGUAUUUCCCUUACAGUCUAGUCCUCUUGGCACGCUGGCUCUAUACAGUAUUUCCCUUACAGUCUAGUCCUCUUGGCACGCUGGCUCUAUGCAGUAUUUCCCUUACAGUCUAGUCCUCUUGGCACGCUGGCUCUAUACAGUAUUUCCCUUACAGUCUAGUCCUCUUGGCACGCUGGCUCUAUACAGUAUUUCCCUUACAGUCUAGUCCUCUUGGCACGCUGGCUCUAUGCAGUAUUUCCCUUACAGUCUAGUCCUCUUGGCACGCUGGCUCUAUACAGUAUUUCCCUUACAGUCUAGUCCUCUUGGCACGCUGGCUCUAUACAGUAUUUCCUCUACAGUCUAGUCCUCUUGGCACGCUGGCUCUACACAGUAUUUCCCCUACAGUCUAGUUUCUCUUGGCACGCUGGCUUCUAUACAGUAUUUCCCUUACAGUCGAGUCCCUCGUGGCACGCAGGCUCUAUGUCAGUAUUUCCCUUACAGUCCUAGUCCCUUGGCACGCUGUCGCUACGCAGUAUUUCCCUUACAGUCUAGUCCUCUUGGCACCUGGCCUCUACCAGUAUUCCCUCUCGUCCUAGUCCUCUUGGCACGCUUGCUCUAUACAGUAUUUCCUUACAGUCUAUCCUCUUGGCACUCUGGCUCUACGCAGUAUUUCCCUUAACAUUCUAGUCCUCUUGGCACGCUGACUCUACGCAGUAAUUUUUUCCCUACAGUCUAGUCCUCUUGGCACGCCUGGCUCUAUCCAAGUAUUUCCCUUCAGUCUAUCCUCUUGGCACGCUGGCUCUACGCAGUAUUCCCUACGGCAGUCCUCUUUGGCACGCUGCUUCUAUACAGUAUUCCCUUACAUUCAGUCCUCUGGCACCUGGCUCUAUACAGUAUUUUCCCUUACAGUCUAGUCCCUCUUGGCCCUGGCUCUACGCAGUAUUUCCCUUACAGUCUAGUCCUCUUGGCACGCUGGCUCUACGCAGCAUUUCCCUUACAGUCUAGUCCUCUUGGCACGCUGGCUCUAUACAGUAUUUCCCUUACAGUCUAGUCCUCUUGGCACGCUGGCUCUAUACAGUAUUUCCCAGAAAGUGUUGUUUUCUAAAGCCAUGAAUAGAAUGUGAAUCCUGAGUGAUGCUCAAAUGAAGUAGUUUGUAACCAUAACAACUAGUUCAUGAUCAUUCUGUGCUCUAAUUUUUAUAUUUUCGAUGAGGUUUUGAUAUUUUUGUAUCCCAAGUGCACCAAUUAAUUAGAGUAACAACAAUAACUCCAGAUGAAUAAAUAUACUUUUUUUUUAUAACACCUAAUAUGCAUGCAGCAAGAUUCUACUCAAAGGUUGGUGGGUGGAAGAUACAACUGUUAAACAACUUUUCCAACAUAGUACAUAAACAGAGUUUACCAAACAUUAGGAACACCUUCCUGAUAUUGAGUUGCCCCCCCCCCCCCCCCCCCCCCCCCCCCCCCCCUCCCCUCCCUUUGCCCUCAGAACAGCCUCAAUUCGUCGGGGCAUGGACUCUACAAGGUGUCGAAAGCAUUCCACAGGGAUGCUGGCCCAUAUUGACUACAAUGCUUCCCACAGUUGUGUCAAGUGGGCUGGAUGUCCUUUGGGUGGUGGACCAUUUUUGAUAGACACAGGGGGCGGCAGGUAGCUUAGUGGUUAAGAGCGUUGUGCCAGUAACCGAAAGGUCGCUGGUUCUAAUCCCCGAGCCGACUAGGUGAAAAAUCUGUCGAUGUGCCCUUGAGCAAGGUACUUAACCCUAAUUGCUCCUGUAAGUCGCUCUGGAUAAGAGUGUCUGCUAAAUGACUGAAAUUGUAAAUGUAAAAUGAAACUGUUGAGCGUGAAAAACCCAGCAGUGUUGCAGUUCUUGACACAAGCCGGUGCGCCUGGCACAUACCACGUUCAAAGGCACUUCAAUCUUUAUCUUCCCCAUUCACCCUCUGAAUGGCACACGUACACAAUCCAUGUCUCAAUUGUCUCAAGGCUUAAAAAUCCUUCUUUAACCUGUCUCCUCCCCUUCAUCUACACUGAUUGAAGUGGAUUUAACAAGUGACAUCAAUAAGGGAUCAUAGCAUUUCUCUGUAAGGUCUACACUUGUUGUAUUCGGCGCAAGUGACAAAUAACAUUUGAUUUGAUUUGAUUCACCUGGUUCGUCUAUGUCAUGGAAAGAGCAGGUGUUCCUAAUGUUUUGUAUACUCAGUGUGUAUUGUAGCCUAUAUGAGAUAUACUGUACAUUUUAUGUUACAAAAGCAUAUACAUAAGGAAAAAUACAUUUUUCAUUACUCAUUAACUACUUUUUAUUCCCCAUGAUAUGUUGUUUAAUGUUUCUCUCUGGUCUCAGGAGGAUGAUGUAACACUUCGGAGCAAACAGACAGAACAGCAGCCCAAAGCUGGAGGCCAGGAUGGCAAAGAUCUCUACAGCUACUGUGUACUUUCCAGGAGAGCUGACGUAGGCUGGGAUGAAGGAGAUCCACACGGCACAGAAGAUCAGCAUGCUGAAGGUGAUGAACUUGGCCUCGUUGAAGUUGCCCGGCAGUUUCCGGGCCAGAAAUGCCAGGAUGAAGCACAGACAGGCCAAGAGGCCGAUGUAUCCCAGAACGCACCAGAAGGCCAGUGGAGAGCCCACACUGCACUCCAGAAUAAUCUUAGAGCGUUGGUCCUGGGUGUUUCUGGAUGGGUAGGGAGGGGCAGCGAUGAGCCAGGCAGCACAGAUCAGCACCUGAACCAGGGUGCAGCAGAAGAUGAUGACCCUCUGCUGUUUGGGCCCCAGCCACUUCAUGAUGUUGUUCCCAGGCCUGGUGGAAGUGAAGGCACCCAGGACCACCAGAGUUUUGCCCAGGAUGCAGGAGAUGCAGAGGGAGAAGGUGAUGCUGAAGGUGGUGUGGCGCAGCAUGCAGGACCAGGAGGUGGGCUCCCCGAUGAACAUCAGCGCACACAGGAAGCACAGAGUCAGGGAGAAAAGGAUAGAGAAACUCAGCUCAGAGUUGUUGACGCGGACAAUGGGAGUGGUCCUGUGAUGGAGGAAGACCGCCAGGACGGACACGGUCAGACAGGCGCCCACUACAGCGAUCACCGUCAGGGCUAUCCCCAUUGCAUCAUGGGAAAGGAACUCCACCACUUUGGGGAUGCACAAUGUUCCAUCAGCGUUUGACCAGUAGUCCUCGGGACAUUCUGUGCAGUCUAUAGAAUCUACACAGAAAAACAGAGAGAAAGAGAUUAGGAAUUUAUCAAUGAUGGGUAUGUGAUGCAGUCAUGUGAUAUCCUACACAUAUGUGACAUUUGGUGGCAGAAGUGGAACUGGUGGGCAGAGGUUAAGCCCUUAAAGUACCAACAAGGGUAAAUUCUUUUUUUCUGAAAUGUCAGGACUUUGUCAAGCAACUGGUUACCGAAGAAAAAACACAAUUUACCAUGAUUUCUGUGUUAAUAAAGAGAAAUUAAAAAUAAUCUAUAUUUUGUAUACUGGUGGUGUAAGAUGAAAAUACACAACAGAGGUAGAUGUAUAUAGAAGUAGAUGUAUGUAGAGGUAGAGGUAUAUAGAAGUAGAUGUAUGUAGAAGUAGAUGUAUGUAGAAGUAGAUGUAUGUAGAGGUAGAUGUAUAUAGAAGUAGAUGUAUAUAGAAGUAGAUGUAUGUAGAAGUAGAUGUAUGUAGAAGUAGAUGUAUGUAGAAGUAGAUGUAUGUAGAAGUAGAUGUAUGUAGAAGUAGAUGUAUGUAGAGGUAGAUGUAUGUAGAGGUAGAUGUAUGUAGAAGUAGAUGUAUGUAGAAGUAGAUGUAUGUAGAAGUAGAUGUAUGUAGAAGUAGAUGUAGAAGUAGAUGUAUGUCGAAGUAGCUGUCUGUAGCAGUACAUGUUGUAGAGGUAGAUGUAUGUAGAGGUAGUUAUGUGAGGUCGAUGUAUGUAGAGUAGAUGUAUUAGAAGUAGAUGUAUGGUAGAAGUAAUGUUGUAGAGGUGUUUAUGUAGAGGUAGAUGUAUGUAGCCGUAGAUGUCUGUAGCCGUAGAUUCUGUAGACGUAGCAUGUAUGUACGAAGUUGUCGAGUCGUGCUGUAGAGUAGCAUGUAUGUAGACGUCCAUGUAUGUCGAAGUAGAUGUUGUAGACCGUACAUGUCUGUAGGGUCGAUGUUGUAGAGGUAGCUGUAUGGGAGAAGUCGAUGUUGUAGCAGUCGUGUAUGUAGACGUAGACUGUUGUAGAGUAGCUGUAUGUAGAGUAGCUUUGUCGAAGUAGUGUAUGUGCGUAGAUGUAUGUAGAGUAGAUGUAUGUAGAGUAGUGUAUGUAGAAGUAGAUGUAUGUCGCAGUAGAUGGGCUGUGCGUAGCUGUAUGUCGGGUAGAUGUUGUCGCGGUAGAUGUCUGUAGCAGUCGAUGUAUGUCGAAGUCGAUGUAUGUAGAAGUAGAUGUAUGUAGAAGUAGAUGUAGAAGUAGAUGUAUGUAGAAGUAGAUGUAUGUAGAAGUAGAUGUAUGUAGAAGUAGAUGUAUGUAGAAGUAGAUAUAUGUAGAAGUAGAUGUAUGUACCCUGAAAAGAUAUACAGUGCAUUCGGAGAGUAUUCAGAUCCCUUGACUUUUUCCACAUUUUGUUGCAUUACAGCCUUAUUCUAAAAUUGAUUAAACAGUUAUUUUUCAAUCUACACACAAUACCCCAUAAUGACAAAGCAAAAACAGGUUUUAGAAAUGUUUGCAAAUGUAUUAAUAAUAAAAAACUUAAAUAUCAAAUUUACAUAAGUAUUCAGACCCUUUAGUUAGUACUUUGUUGAAGCACCUUUGGCAGCGAUUACAGACUUGAGUCUUCUUGGGUAUGACGCUACAAGCUUGGCACACCUGUAUUUGGGGAGUUUCUCCCAUUCUUCUCUGCAGAUCCUCUUAAGCUCUGUCAGGUUGGAUGGGGAGCAUCACUGCACAGCUAUUUCUGGUCUCUCCAGAGAUGUUCGAUCGGGUUCAAGUCUGGGCUCUGGCUGAGCCACUCAAGGACAUUCAGAGACUUGUCCCGAAGCCACUCCUGCGUUGCCUUGGCUGUGUGCUUAGGGUCGUUGUCCUGUUGGAAGGUGAACCUUCGCCCCAGUCUGAGGUCCUGAGCGCUCUGGAGCAGGUUUCAUCAAGGAUCUCUCUGUACUUUUUUCCGUUAAUCUUUCCCUCAAUCCUGACUAGUCUCCCAGUCCCCGCCCGCUGAAAGACAUCCCCAUAGCAUGAUGCUGCCACCACCAUGCUUCACCAUAGGGAUGGAGCCAGGUUUCCUCCAGAAAUAACACUUGGUAUUCAGGCCAAAGAGAUCAAUCUUGGUUUAAUCAGACCAGAGAAUCUUGUUUCUCAUGGUCUGAGAGUCCUUUAGGUGCCUUUCGGCAAACUCCAAGCAGGCUGUCAUGUGCCUUUUACUGAGGAAUGGCUUCUGUCUGGCCACACUACCAUAAAGGCCUUAUUGGUGUAGUGCUGCAGAGAUGGUUGUCCUUCUGGAAGGUUCUACCAUCUCCACAGAUUAACUAUGGAGCUCUGUCAGAGUGACCAUCGGGUUCUUGGUCACCUCCCUGACCAAGGCCCUUCUCCCCCGAUUGCUCAAUUUGGCCGGGCGGCCAGCUCUAGGAAGAGUCUUGGUGGUUCCAAACUUCUUCCAUUUAAGAAUGAUGGAGGCCACUGUGUUCUUGGGGACCUUCAAUGCUGCAGAAAUGUUUUGGUACCCUUCCCCAGAUCUGUGCCUCAGCACAAUCCUUUCUUGGAUCUCUACGGACAAUUCCUUCGACCUCAUGGCUUGGUUUUUGCUCUGACAUGCACUGUCAACUGUGGGACCUUAUAUAGACAGGUGUGUGCCUUUCCAAAUCAUGUCCAAUCAAUUGAAUUUACCACAGGUGGACUUCAAUCAAGUUGUAGAAACAUCUUAAGGAUGAUCAAUGGAAACAGGAUGCACCUGAGCUCAAACCAUUUACUUGUGUUACAAAGUGUUAAUCAAAUAAAAAGUGUUACUGCUUGACAGAAAGCGGCACAGGUCCUAAUCCAGGCACUUGUCAUCUCCCGUCUGGAUUACUGCAACUCGCUGUUGGCUGGGCUCCCUGCCUGUGUCAUUAAACCCCUACAACUUAUCCAGAAUGCUGCAGCCCGUCUGGUGUUCAACCUUCCCAAGUUCUCUCACCUCACCCCGCUCCUCCGCACACUCCACUGGCUUCCAGUUGAGGCUCGCAUCUACUACAAGACCAUGAUGCUUGCCUAUGGAGCUGUGAGGGGAACGGCACCUCCUUACCUUCAGGCUCUGAUCAGACCCUACACCCAAAUGAGGGCACUACGUUCAUCCACCUCUGGCCUGCUAGUUCCCCUACCUCUACGGAAGCAUAGUUCCCGCUCAGCCCAGUCAAAGCUAUUCGCUGCUCUGGCACCCCAAUGGUGGAACAAGCUCCCCCAUGACGCCAGGAUAGCGGAGUCACUGACCACCUUCCGGAGACACUUGAAACCCUACCUCUUUAAGGAACACCUGGAAUAGUAUAAAGUAAUCCUUCUACCCCCCCCCCCCCCAUAAAAAAAAAGUGGUUGUCCCACUGGCUUUCAUAAGUUGAAUGCACCAAUUUGUAAGUCGCUCUGGAUAAGAGCGUCUGCUAAAUGAUGUAAAUGUAAAUGUUGACAGACAGUGUCUCUUUGCAAUCAUUACCAAUUUGGGGUAAAUUAGGGUAUUACCAGUUGGCACUAUUCAACCAAAAAUACGUUGGUGCUUUUAAUGUUAAAGGAGGCUACAGGAAUAAGACAAGUGGAGGAGGACGUGCUCCUGGACAAAACAAGGCCCUUUCUGUCAGCAUCAACACAACACAUGGACAAGAUGAGCAUAGUGCACUCAUCUGUAUCUAGGGUAGAGAGUCAGAGUCCUCACCAAAUCAGAGUCCUCACCUGUCUGAUUACUAAUCUACAGAUAAGUCAUUCUAUUGAUUAGGGUAUAUCAGAGUCCUCACCUGUCUGAUUACUAAUUUACAGAUAAGUAAUUCUAUUGAUUAGGGUAAAUCAGAGUCCUCACCUGUCUGAUUACUAAUCUACAGAUAAGUCAUUCUAUUGAUUAGGGAAUAUCAGAGUCCUCACCUGUCUGAUUACUAAUCUACAGAUAAGUCAUUCUAUUGAUUAGGGUAUAUCAGAGUCCUCACCUGUCUGAUUACUAAUCUACAGAUAAGUCAUUCUAUUGAUUAGGGUAAAUCAGAGUCCUCACCUGUCUGAUUACUAAUCUACAGAUAAGUCAUUCUAUUGAUUAGGGUAAAUCAGAGUCCUCACCUGUCUGAUUACUAAUCUAACAGAUAAGUCAUUCUAUUGAUUAGGGUAAAUCAGAGUCCUCACCUGUCUGAUUACUAAUCUACAGAUAAGUCCAUUCUAUUGAUUAGGGUAUAUCAGAGUCCUCACCUGUCUGAUUACUAAUCUACAGAUUAAGUCAUUCUAUUGAUUAGGGAAUAUCAGAGUCCUCACCUGUCCUGUUUACUAAUCAUAGAUAAGUCAUUCUAUUGAUUAGGGUAUAUCAGAGUCCUUCACCUGUCUGAUUACUAAUUCCAGAUAAGUCAUUCUUGUGAUUAGGGUAAUCAGCCCGAGUCCUCACCUGUCUGAUACUAAUCUUAGAUAAGCAUUCCUAUUGAUUAGGGAAUAUCAGAGUCCUCACGGUCCGAUUAUAAUCUAUAGAUAAAGUCAUUCUAUUGCUUAGGGUUAUAUCAGAGUCCUCACCUGUCUGAUACUAUAUACAGAUAAGCAUUCGAUUGACUCAGGGCAAUAUCAGGUACUCACCUGUCUGAUUACUAAGCUACAGAUAAGUCAUUCUAAUUGACUAGGGAAUAUUCAGACCAAGCUCCUACACCUUGUUUCUGAUUACAAUAUACAGAUAAGUCAUUCUAUUGAUUUAGGCCGCAAUAUCAGAGUACUCAACCUGUCUGAUUACUAAUCUACAGAUAGUCAUUCUAUUGGAUUAGGGUAUUAUCAGAGUCCUCACCUGUCUGAUUAAUAAUCUAAGAUAAGUCAUUCUAUGAUUAGGACAUAAUCAGACGUCCUCUACCUGUCUGAUACUAUCUACAGAUAAGUCAUUAUAGUGAUUAGGGGAAUAUUCAGGUCAUCACCUGUCUGAUUCACAAUUAUAGAUAAGUCAGUCGAAUUGAUUAGGGUAUAUCAGACGUCCUCACCUGUCUGAUUACUAAUCUUACGAUAAGUUCAUUUAUUGACUAGGGAAUAUCAGAGUCCUCACCUGUCUGAUAUAAUAUACAGAUAAGUUCAUUCUAUUGACUAGGGAAUAUCAACGAGUCCUCACCUGUUGCUUUACAAAUCUACGAAAUCAUUUCUAUUGAGGGGAAUAUCAGAGUCCUCACCUGUAUGAUUUACUAAUCUACAGAUAAGUCAUUUCUAUGAGUAGGGUAUAUCAGAGUCCUCACCUGUCUGAUUACUAAUCUACACGAUAAUCAUUCUAUUGAUUUUAGGGAAUAUCAGGAGUCCUCACCUCGUCGAUUACUAAUCUAUAGAUAAGUCAUUCUAUUGAUUAGGGGAAUAUCAGAGUCCUCACCGUCUGAUUACUAAUCUAUAGAUAAGUCAUUCUAUUGAUUAGGGUAUAUCAGAGUCCUCACCUGUCUGAUUACUAAUCUACAGAUAAGUCAUUCUAUUGACUAGGGAAUAUCAGAGUCCUCACUGUCUGAUUACUAAUCUACAGAUAAGUCAUUCUAUUGACUAGGGAAUAUCAGAGUCCUCACCUGUCUGAUUACUAAUCACAGAUAAGUCAUUCUAUUGAUUUAGGGAAUAUCAGAGUUCCUCACCUGUCUGAUUACUAAUCUACAGAUAAGUCAUUCUAUUGAUUAGGGUUAUAUCAGAGUCCUCACCUGUCUGAUUACUAAUCUACGAUAAGUCAUUCUAUUGAUUAGGGAAUAUCAGAGUCCUCACCUGUCUGAUACUAAUCUACAGAUAAGUCAUUCUAUUGAUUAGGGAAUAUCCGAGUCCUCACCUGUCUGAUUACUAAUCUAAAUUAAGUCAUUCUAGUGACUAGGGGAAUAAUCCGAGUCCUAACCUGUCUAAUCUACAGAUAAGCAUUCUAUGAUAGGGAAACAGGUCCUCACCGUCGAUUACUAAUCUACAGAAAGUCAUUCUAUUGAAGGGAAAUCAGAGUCUCACCUGUUGAUACUAAUCUACAGAUAGUCAUUCUAUGAUUAGGGUAUCAGAGUCUCACUGUUGAUUACUAAUCUACAGAUAGUCAUCUAUUGAUUAGGGUAUAUCAGGUCCUCACCUGUAUGAUUACUAAUUACAGAUAAGUCAUCUAUGAUUAGGAAUCAGAGCUCACCUGUCUGAUUACUAAUUACAGAUAAGCAUCAGAGCAGAGUCCUCACUGACGGACCUGUCUGAUUACUAAUCUUGCCGCUGUCACAUGGUACACAGUCAAAGCAGCACAGAGGCUCCCCACGACGGACAGCCUUCCUGGAUCCUGGAGCACAACUGGCGCUGCACACGGAGACCACCACCUGAAUACCACAGAGACAACGCUGAUUAGGCUGGUUCACCAUGAACCAUGAACCAGUUUAAUACAUUUAGCAUAAAAUGUAUCGUUGUCUUCAUUAAUACAAUUUUUUUUACUUAACACUAUGUGAGAGGGAGACAUUGCAAGACCAACAUGCAUCUUACAUUGGAAUCACAGUAUUUCAUCAAAUCCCAACCUAUCCCAUUCCCCCUACUUACCUCCACCUCACCCUACAGAACGUCAACAGUUGGCAUCUGAUGUGGUUAAAUACACAGUGUGAGCAGCUUGCCUUGCUCUGAUGCCCCGCCCACACUAUCUUCUCUUCCUGGAUCACCAACUCCUUCCCAGAGUCCUUUGCACCGUCGAACAGACCCACGUUGAUGAACUCCAUGUUCCCACCUGAGCCUCUCUGCCAGUUGAUGAUGUCAUAGUAGGGGAUGGAAUCCCCUUUCAGGUCAAAGUUCACCUCCUCCCCAGAAAUGGAAAAGGCAACUUCCUGUAUAUAGUGCUGCAGCUUUGAAAAAAAAAGAGAUGUGAUAUAUUUGCAGAGUGGUAUGAAGCCCUAUAGCUGGCAGUUACCAUAUGGAUGUGCUAGAGAAGACAGAUUUUGAACAGUUACUGUACAUGAGCUGUUGUAUACUUUUUUCAAACGGUCCAGAUAGUUACUAUACCUGUACCUGCCAGGGUUGUACGUUGUUGCUGUGAGCGCAGGUGUGGUUGUUGAAGGGUCCUGCCCUUGGCUGGCAGUGGAGGAGGUUUUUCAGGGAGUGGGCGAUGGCGUACACAGCCUUGUACACAUUAUAGGCCACCCUGGGGCUGGACGUGUUCAUGUAGGCUGAGUGUUGCUUCAGGAGAGUCUCCUGCCCUGAGCAGGGGGGCAGCAGGGGGCUGGAGGGGGACAGAGAGGGAGAGGGAGAGCAGCCGUACAGAGCCUCCCACAGCUGCUGCACCAGGGGGUUAGAGGGGUACCUCCCGGGGUUCACCGUCUGCAGGUAGUCCCUGAGCCCUGGGACUUGUCCCGUCCUUAUCCCAAAGCCAAUGGUGCCCCCCAGGUAGGGGAAGUACUCGCUGGUGGUGAAGAGAGAGGCGGUGACCCAGGCCUCGCUGGCCACCCACUGGAUCCCUGUAAUGUUCUGUGCCAUGUAGUCCUUCAGGAAGGGAGUCAUUUCCCCCUCAGCAGAGAACACCACCACUACCCUGGCUGUGGAGCUACGCAUGACCUAGAGAGAAGAGAGAGAGGGAGACAGGGGAAUAGAGAGAGGGGAGAAAUGAGAAGAUAAUGGAGGGUAGAGGUGGGAGAGAUGGAGGAAGAAUAGAGGGGAGAGGAAGGAGAGAGAAGGAGACAGGGUGAGAGGGGAGUUAGAAGGGGAGAGAGAGAAGGAGACAGGGAGAGAGAGGAGUUAGAAGGGGAGAGAGAGAGUUAGAAGGGGAGAGAGAGGAGUUAGAAGGGGAGCGAGAGAGGAGACAGGGGAGAGGGGUGAGUUUUGACGGCGUUGGUUGAAGGAUGUAGAGGGCGGGGAGCUUCAGAAGUGCCUUUGACCGAUAGGAGACAGGGGAUCAGUAGGUCGUUAGCGCGGAGGGAGAGAGGGCGGUGACCGUUAGCCGGUCGAGAGCGAGGUUUCGGGUACAGUGGGAGAGUGAGUGUUAGCCCGGGCGCGUGAGGUUUAGACAGGGUGCCCGGGAGUCCCCGUGAGAGGGCGUGCGUGGUUGCGUAGAGUAGGGGGAUGGACGGGCCGGGUUGCGAGCAUGAGUUGAGGGAGGGAGGCAGUUUUUUCCGGUCUAGGAGGGUGGGCUAGAGGAGGGAGGACAGGGUGGAGUCGAGUUAGAAGGGGAAGAGAUGAGCGACAGGGGUAGAAGGAGUUAGACAGGGAGAGAUAGUUGUAUAUAGGUUGUUAGAGACGAUUUUGGAAAAACAGUCUCAUCCGCUAUGAUAGCCCAGGAGUUAUCAGGGGAAAUUUUAGGGGUAAGAAGCAUGAGGGGGGGUACUAAGGUUGUUUUGAAUAUGCAAGACACAUUUCCGUCAGGGACAGAACAGUCCCUCUCCCGUCCUCUCUUCGUACCUCUAUGAUCUCCAGCGCCCUCUGCUGGUUAUAGAGUAGAGGGAUCAUCUCCUGGUAGGCCACACACACCCCCGUCCCCUCCAGCUCCCUCAGCAGCCCCUGUAGGGCGAAGUGCCCAUAUUCAUGGUCCCCACGUACCACCCCCACCCAGCGCCAGUCAUACCGCACCAGCAGCUGAGCCAUAGCCUUCACCUGGGAUGGGAGAAAGGAGGAUCAGUCAGAAACUAGGCCAUAACAGACCAGGAAGUGAACAUACGUUGCUUCACUCCAUUUAGUUGACUGCAGGGAGAUCCAUUUGGCUCCCACUUCAGAAAAAUACUUCUUGAAGAGUCUUGAGAUUUAUGAGAUCAUUGCCUAAUCCUUUUUGAUUUAAUUCCAGGCUUUCACCUGGUAGUCAUCGUUGGGGAUCACUCUGAAGAAGGUGGGGUACUCCCUCCUGUCACUGAGGCACGCACACGACGAGAAGUAGCUGAUCUGAGGAAAGACAUGGUUAGUGACACACUCCUUCUUUCUAUAGCGCUCAUAUGAAGAGUUUCAUUCCAAAACGCUAUAUAUACAUUUUCAGAAAUGUUGGUAAAUUAGCUUUUAUUGUUGAAAGAAAUGAUGAAAGAGAUUGGUGUGUUUUUUCACUAUCUAAUCAUGGCAUGGGGUUGUUCAAUGACACAUGUAUUUGUUUAAAAUCUAUCACUUGUUUUUUUUGCUAAAUGCUAUACAUCCGCCUCACUCUCAGAGAAAUAAGUAGGACUUCUAUGUUGUAGACAGUCAUGUAUAUAAUCAUAAUAAUAAUAAUAAUAAUAAUAAUAAUAAUAAUAAUGAUAAUAAUAAUUCAAUACAGUAAUAUGAGAUCUGUAUGUAAAACAUUUAUAUUUUACAUUUGAGUCAUUUAGCAGAUGCGCUCUUAUCCAGAGUGACUUACAGUAAGUGCAUUUAUCUUAAGAUAGUUCAGUGAGACAAUCACAUAUCACAGUUAAAUAGACAUGAUAUGUACAUUCCAUUCCAGCUAAACAAUGGAUAUAUAGCGUUUUUCGAAUAAACACAUUUUCUCAAAUCUAUGAAAAAAAAAAUUUGAGAACAGUAAUAUUUUACACACACAUGAAGGUACCCAUAAGCAAUCAUUUCUGAUUUAAUGUGUGGAUAUAGCAUUUUGGAAAUGACCUUUUCAUAUACAUAUUUACACACAGAGAAUCAGAAAGGUUAUACAGUAUCCCAAGUCUGUAGUUGAUCGAUAAGUCAAAUAAUACAAAAUAAAAUAAAAAUCCUUAACAUAGCUGAACUCUCAGUGGAGCCCUACCAUGGGUAUUUUAAAGGGCUGCAGGAUUCUGGACACAACAAUAGACUGAGCAGAACCCGAUUCUCCAAUGACGGCCAGGAGAGGAGAGGCACCAGAACACAUGUGACUGUGCGCCUGGUCCAGUCCGUUCAACACAGCCAGUGCAGCCCUCUGCCCCGUCAGAGGAUAGGCACACGAGUCAAAGAUCUUGUAGCCCAGCGUGUGGUUGGGCAGCAGCUGCUCAUUCUGGUUGAUCUCCUCCACUGCCAGCCUCAUGGUCUGAGCCCAGCGGAACGCCCUCGGGUCAAACCUGAAUACACAGAGAGAGAGAGAGAGAGAGAGAGAGAGAGAGAGAGAGAGAGAGAGAGAGAGAGAGAGAGAGAGAGAGAGAGGAGAGAGAGAGAGAGAGAGAGAGAGAGAGAGAGAGAGAGAGAGAGAGAGAGAGAGAGAGAGAGAGUGACAAACAAAACAGAGUCAUUAGUGAGAGAGUAAAGUAGACGGAGAGUGAGAGUAGGAGGAGGGGAGGAAGGAUGAGGAGAGAGUGUUAGAAAAACAGAGAAAGUGACAAUAAAAGGAGGGAAAAGAGAAAACUAGAAACUAGAAGAGGGAAAGAUGGUUAAAGGUCAAAUAGUCUAUUACUGGUUAACACUGAAAACUCACCCGUUGCACCUGACUGCUGUUGGUCUGUAGGUGUAGUUGACGUCUGGCAUCUCCUGGUUGUAGUGCAGGGGGAAAAUACCCCCAAUGACAAAGUCACCAUCAGCCACGAACACAGGCUCAAAGUCACUCUGCAGAACACACUCUGUGUCUGGGGCUAGGGUGGAGGAGGGGGUGAGUGUGAGGGAGAGGGAAGAGACUGAGGCAGAUAGAGACCACAAGAACAGCAGAGACAUCCUCACUCACACCUAUCCCCUCUAACAGUCAGAGAGAGGGAAGGAGAGCAGUUAUAUAUAUAGCCCUAUCGUAUGUCUGCAUCUCAUUACUGACAAGACAGGCCCUGGAUUGGACAUCUGUUAAGAAGGCCUAUGACAUCGUCACAAACAAUGCAACCCCCCCCCCAAAGAUGUUUGACUGACCAACGUUUGACAGAUGUUUAUGCUGUACCAUAAAGUGGUAUCUAGGCUAGAGAUGAGGGUAUGAUUACAGUUUGUUUACCAACGCUACCACCUAGCAUUAGUGUUAUUGUGUUUACGUAAGACCUCUGGUAGCAUGAUUCAAAUGCUGUAGCGUUUAAUUAUUUAUUUGAAAAUUUUCAGGAUGAAAACUCUUUGAGAUGCACCAUUUUGUUUUUAAAGGACAAAAAAAGGAGAAACAAAUGAUGCUUAGUAACCAGAAUAAUAUGACAAAAGGAAGGGGAAACAGUAAAAUUACUAAAUUAAAACAAUAAUUAAGAUACUGCAAAAAACAAUAACAUCUAUAAUAACCACUGUCUAAUGAUAAUGAAAUAAUCAUUGUUAAAACAAAAACAUAGCAUGACUCUCUCUAGAUACAGUAACCAUAAAAUUAGCUAAUUUGGGUGAGCUAUAUCUUUGAUCAGGAAAAUGGUACAGUAAUAAAUCAUAAUUUCUAGCUUACCACAUUCCACAAAAAUGUCCCGAAGACACUAUGAACAUCUAUUUCAUUUAUGGGUUUACGGUAGGUAAGUCAACUUAAAACUCUAACAAUUAAAGGUGUCCUCAUUGAUCUAUACAUUUUUAUUUCUUCCCCAUGAUAUGUUGUUUAGUGUUCUUCUCUGGCUUCAGGAGGAUGAUGAAACACUUUGGAGCAAACAGACAGAACAGCAGCCCAAAGCUGGAGGCCAGGAUGGCAAAGAUCUCUACAGCUACUGUGUACUUCCCAGGAGAGCUGACGUAGGCUGGGAUGAAGGAGAUCCACACGGCACAGAAGAUCAGCAUGCUGAAGGUGAUGAACUUGGCCUCGUUGAAGUUGCCCGGCAGUUUCCGGGCAAGAAAUGCCAGGAUGAAGCACAGACAGGCCAAGAGGCCGAUGUAUCCCAGAACACACCAGUAGGCCAGUUGAGAGCCCACACUGCACUCCAGAAUAAUCUUAGAGCGUUGGUCCUGGGUGUUUCUGGAUGGGUAGGGAGGGGCAGCGAUGAGCCAGGCAGCACAGAUCAGCACCUGAACCAGGGUGCAGCAGAAGAUGAUGACCCUCUGCUGUUUGGGCCCCAGCCACUUCAUGAUGUUGUUCCCAGGCCUGGUGGAAGUGAAGACAGCCAGGACCACCAGAGUUUUGCCCAGGAUGCAGGAGAUGCAGAGGGAGAAGGUGAUGCUGAAGGUGGUGUGGCGCAGCAUGCAGGACCAGGAGGUGGGCUCCCCGAUGAACAUCAGCGCACACAGGAAGCACAGAGUCAGGGAGAAAAGGAUAGAGAAACUCAGCUCAGAGUUGUUGACGCGGACAAUGGGAGUGGUCCUGUGAUGGAGGAAGACCGCCAGGACGGACACGGUCAGACAGGCGCCCACUACAGCGAUCACCGUCAGGGCUAUCCCCAUUGCAUCAUGGGAAAGGAACUCCACCCCUUUGGGGAUGCACAAUGUUCCAUCAGCGUUUGACCAGUAGUCCUCGGGACAUUCUGUGCAGUCUAUAGAAUCUACACAGAAAAACAGAGAGAAAGAGAUUAGGAAUUUAUCAAUGAUGGGUAUGUGAUAUAAUAAUAAAAAUAAUAUGCCAUUUAGCAGACGCUUUUAUCCAAAGCGACUUACAGUCAUGCGUGCAUACAUUUUUUUUUUGUGUAUGGGUGGUCCCGGGGAUCGAACCCACUACCUUGGCGUUAUAAGCGCCGUGCUCUACCAGCUGAGCUACAGAGGACCACAGAUGCAGUCGUGAUAUCCUACACAUAAGUGACAUUUGGUGGCAGAAGUGGAACUGGUGGGCAGAGGUUAACCCUUAAAAUUCCAACAAGGGUCAAUUGUCAUAAUUUCUAAACUCUUUUAUUUUAUCCUUCUGAAAUUUCAGGACUUUGUCAAGCAACUAGUUACUUAUUAGAUUUCUGUGUUAGUAUGUAAGAAUGACAAAUUAUCUCUCUGUAUACCAGUGGUGCGUGGCUAAGCUGAAAAUGUGAACUAAAAAGUUAAACCUUGAAAAAAUACAUAUUUACAAUAGCUUCCAGUCAGUGUCUCUAUACCAAGUCCAGAGUCUCAUCUUUCAGAUGCAAUUGGAAUGGAGUUGAUAGCCCAUAGCAUUCCAAAGUUAGAGCUAAAAAUCUGAUGGCACCGGUGCUCAAAUCGCCUAUAUCGCCCAUAUCAGUGGCCAUCUUAAGUCGUACCGGUAUGUCAGAUUAGCUCAAUCGGCAAUUUCUCAGCCUCUGAGUAUUACAGAACAUUUUGAAUGAAUAACAGACAAAUGUUCAUAACAAGUGGCAAUGGAUGAUAUAUAUCAAAUGUAAGCACACACAAUCUACAUGUUAACGUUUUUCAAUGUAAAUUGUAAAGUAUUUUGUCUUUUUUUGUUAUAUGUCGGACCCCCAGUAAGACUAGCUGUCACCAUGGGAAUCCUAAUAAAUCAAAUCAAAUCAAAUUAAAAUAUCUGUCCAAAACAUAAAAAAAUACCAAAACUUUUAUUUUGAAAAGAUGGGUAAAAAUUUAUAAAUAUACAGUUCCAGUCAAAAGUUUGGACACACCUACUCAUUCAAGGGUUUAUUCUUCAUUUUGACUAUCUUCUACAUUGUAGAAAUUUAGUGAAGACAUCAAAACUAUGAAAAAAAACAUAUGGAAUUAUGUGGUAACCAAAAAAGUGAUAAACAAAUUCUUCAAAUAGCCACCCUUUGCCUUGAUGACAGCUUUGCACACUCUUGGCAUUCUCUUAACCAGCUUCAUGAGGUAGUCACCUGGAAUGCAUUUCAAUUAACAGGUGUGCCUUCUUAAUGCGUUUGAGCCAAUCAGUUGUGUUGUGACAAGGUAGUGGGGGAAUGGAACACCCAGAUUUACCUCUGCUGCAGAGGAUAAGUUCAUUAGAGUUACCAGCCUCAGAAAUUGUAGCCAAAAUAAAUGCUUCACAGAGUUCAAGUAACAGACACAUCUCAACAUCAACUGUUCAGAGGAGACUGUGUGAAUCAUGCCUUCAUGGUCGAAUUGCUGCAAAGAAACCACUACUAAAGGACACCAAUAAUAAGAAGAGACUUGCUUGGGCCAAGAAACACGAGCAAUGGAUAUUAGACUGGUGGAAAUGUGUCCUUUGGUCUGGAGUCCAAAUUUGAGAUUUUUGGUUCCAACCGCCUUGUCUUUGUGAGACGCGGUGUGGGUGAACGGAUGAUCGCUGCAUGUGUAUUUCCCACCGUAAAUCAUGGAGGAGGAGGUGUUAUGGUGUGGGGGUGCUUUGCUGGUGACACUAUCAGUGAUUUAUUUAGAAUUCAAGGCACACUUAACCAGCAUGGCUACCAUAGCAUUCUGCAGUGAUACGCCAUCCCAUCUGGUUUGGGUUUAGUGGGACUUUCAUUUGUUUUUCAACAGGACAAUGACCCAACACACCUCCAGACUGUGUAAGGGCUAUUUUACCAAGAAGGAGAGUAAUGGAAUGCUGCAUCAGAUGACUUGGCCUCCACAAUCACCUGACCUCAACCCAAUUGAGAUGGUUUGGGAUGAGUCGGACCGCAGAGUGAAGGAAAAGCAGCCAACAAGUGCUCAACAUAUAUGGGAACUCCUUCAAGACUGUUGGAAAAGCAUUCCAGGUGAAGCUGGUUGAGAGAAUGCCAAGAGUGUGCAAAGCUGUCAUCAAGGCAAAGGGUAGCUAUUUGAAGAAUCUCAAAUAUAAAAUAUAUUUGUAUUUGUUUAACACUUUUUUGGUUACUACAUGAUUCCAUAUGUGUUAUUUCAUAGUUUUGAUGUCUUCACUAUUAUUCUACAAUGUAGAAAAUAGUAAAAUUAAAGAAAAACCCUUGUAUGAGUAGGUGUGUCCAAACUUUUGACUGGUAGUGUAAGCUUAUUUUAGAUAAUUGAAACAAUUUUCUUGUGUUGCAAAUAGUUAGUAAAAUAAAAAGAUGAGCAUAGUGCACUCAACUGUGUCUAGGGUAGAGAGUCAGAGUCCUCACCAAAUCAGAGUCCUCACCUGUCUGAUUACUAAUCUACAGAUAAGUCAUUCUAUUGAUUAGGGUAUAUCAGAGUCCUCACCUGUCUGAUUACUAAUCUACAGAUAAGUCAUUCUAUUGAUUAGGGAAUAUCAGAGUCCUCACCUGUCUGAUUACUAAUCUACAGAUAAGUCAUUCUAUUGAUUAGGGAAUAUCAGAGUCCUCACCUGUCUGAUUACUAAUCUACAGAUAAGUCAUUCUAUUGAUUAGGGUAAAUCAGAGUCCUCACCUGUCUGAUUACUAAUCUACAGAUAAGUCAUUCUAUUGAUUAGGGUAAAUCAGAGUCCUCACCUGUCUGAUUACUAAUCUACAGAUAAGUCAUUCUAUUGAUUAGGGAAUAUCAGAGUCCUCACCUGUCUGAUUACUAAUCUACAGAUAAGUCAUUCUAUUGAUUAGGGUAUAUCAGAGUCCUCACCUGUCUGAUUACUAAUCUACAGAUAAGUCAUUCUAUUGAUUAGGGAAUAUCAGAGUCCUCACCUGUCUGAUUACUAAUCUACAGAUAAGUCAUUCUAUUGAUUAGGGUAAAUCAGAGUCCUCACCUGUCUGAUUACUAAUCUACAGAUAAGUCAUUCUAUUGAUUAGGGAAUAUCAGAGUCCUCACCUGUCUGAUUACUAAUCUACAGAUAAGUCAUUCUAUUGAUUAGGGAAUAUCAGAGUCCUCACCUGUCUGAUUACUAAUCUACAGAUAAGUCAUUCUAUUGACUAGGGAAUAUCAGAGUCCUCACCUGUCUGAUUACUAAUCUACAGAUAAGUCAUUCUAUUGACUAGGGAAUAUCAGAGUCCUCACCUGUCUGAUUACUAAUCUACAGAUAAGUCAUUCUAUUGACUAGGGAAUAUCAGAGUCCUCACCUGUCUGAUUACUAAUCUACAGAUAAGUCAUUCUAUUGAUUAGGGAAUAUCAGAGUCCUCACCUGUCUGAUUACUAAUCUACAGAUAAGUCAUUCUAUUGAUUAGGGAAUAUCAGAGUCCUCACCUGUCUGAUUACUAAUCUACAGAUAAGUCAUUCUAUUGAUUAGGGAAUAUCAGAGUCCUCACCUGUCUGAUUACUAAUCUACAGAUAAGUCAUUCUAUUGAUUAGGGUAAAUCAGAGUCCUCACCUGUCUGAUUACUAAUCUACAGAUAAGUCAUUCUAUUGAUUAGGGAAUAUCAGAGUCCUCACCUGUCUGAUUACUAAUCUACAGAUAAGUCAUUCUAUUGACUAGGGUAUAUCAGAGUCCUCACCUGUCUGAUUACUAAUCUACAGAUAAGUCAUUCUAUUGAUUAGGGAAUAUCAGAGUCCUCACCUGUCUGAUUACUAAUCUACAGAUAAGUCAUUCUAUUGACUAGGGUAUAUCAGAGUCCUCACCUGUCUGAUUACUAAUCUACAGAUAAGUCAUUCUAUUGAUUAGGGAAUAUCAGAGUCCUCACCUGUCUGAUUACUAAUCUACAGAUAAGUCAUUCUAUUGACUAGGGUAUAUCAGAGUCCUCACCUGUCUGAUUACUAAUCUACAGAUAAGUCAUUCUAUUGAUUAGGGAAUAUCAGAGUCCUCACCUGUCUGAUUACUAAUCUACAGAUAAGUCAUUCUAUUGAUUAGGGAAUAUCAGAGUCCUCACCUGUCUGAUUACUAAUCUACAGAUAAGUCAUUCUAUUGAUUAGGGAAUAUCAGAGUCCUCACCUGUCUGAUUACUAAUCUACAGAUAAGUCAUUCUAUUGAUUAGGGUAAAUCAGAGUCCUCACCUGUCUGAUUACUAAUCUACAGAUAAGUCAUUCUAUUGAUUAGGGAAUAUCAGAGUCCUCACCUGUCUGAUUACUAAUCUACAGAUAAGUCAUUCUAUUGACUAGGGUAUAUCAGAGUCCUCACCUGUCUGAUUACUAAUCUACAGAUAAGUCAUUCUAUUGAUUAGGGAAUAUCAGAGUCCUCACCUGUCUGAUUACUAAUCUACAGAUAAGUCAUUCUAUUGACUAGGGUAUAUCAGAGUCCUCACCUGUCUGAUUACUAAUCUACAGAUAAGUCAUUCUAUUGACUAGGGAAUAUCAGAGUCCUCACCUGUCUGAUUACUAAUCUACAGAUAAGUCAUUCUAUUGAUUAGGGAAUAUCAGAGUCCUCACCUGUCUGAUUACUAAUCUACAGAUAAGUCAUUCUAUUGAUUAGGGAAUAUCAGAGUCCUCACCUGUCUGAUUACUAAUCUACAGAUAAGUCAUUCUGUUGAUUAGGGAAUAUCAGAGUCCUCACCUGUCUGAUUACUAAUCUACAGAUAAGUCAUUCUAUUGAUUAGGGUAAAUCAGAGUCCUCACCUGUCUGAUUACUAAUCUACAGAUAAGUCAUUCUAUUGAUUAGGGAAUAUCAGAGUCCUCACCUGUCUGAUUACUAAUCUACAGAUAAGUCAUUCUAUUGACUAGGGUAUAUCAGAGUCCUCACCUGUCUGAUUACUAAUCUACAGAUAAGUCAUUCUAUUGAUUAGGGAAUAUCAGAGUCCUCACCUGUCUGAUUACUAAUCUACAGAUAAGUCAUUCUAUUGACUAGGGUAUAUCAGAGUCCUCACCUGUCUGAUUACUAAUCUACAGAUAAGUCAUUCUAUUGAUUAGGGAAUAUCAGAGUCCUCACCUGUCUGAUUACUAAUCUACAGAUAAGUCAUUCUAUUGACUAGGGUAUAUCAGAGUCCUCACCUGUCUGAUUACUAAUCUACAGAUAAGUCAUUCUAUUGAUUAGGGAAUAUCAGAGUCCUCACCUGUCUGAUUACUAAUCUACAGAUAAGUCAUUCUAUUGAUUAGGGUAUAUCAGAGUCCUCACCUGUCUGAUUACUAAUCUACAGAUAAGUCAUUCUAUUGAUUAGGGAAUAUCAGAGUCCUCACCUGUCUGAUUACUAAUCUACAGAUAAGUCAUUCUAUUGAUUAGGGAAUAUCAGAGUCCUCACCUGUCUGAUUACUAAUCUUGCCGCUGUCACAUGGUACACAGUCAAAGCAGCACAGAGGCUCCCCACGACGGACAGCCUUCCUGGAUCCUGGAGCACAGCUGGCACUGCACACGGAGACCACCACCUGAAUACAACAAAGACCAAUAUUUUCCUGCUACCUCAAUACUCAUAGUCCCUCCUAUAGUUCAGUUGGUAGAGCAUGGCGCUUGCAACGCCAAGGGUUGUGGGUUCGAUUCCCACAGGGGGGGCAGUAUGAAAAAUGUAUGCACUCACUAACUGUAAGUCGCUCUGGAUAAGAGCGUCUGCUAAAUGACUAAAAUUUAAAAUGUAAUAUUAUACCAGCCACUAGAGGGCACUCAAUAUGAGAUAAUUUGAGAAAUCUCCCUGACAGUGCAUGGUCAGAGAAUAACAAAGGAGAAUCAAGCAUUGGAACGCAUAAACUGGGUUACCUGCAAUACAAGCUUUGGAGAAACAAAAAUAUUUCAGGACAAAUAAACCUGUUUAAAAAAAACUAUAAUAAUGAGUUUACAUUCACCAUGCAGAGGCACUUACAUAAAGGUCUCUCUACAGAACGUCAACAGUUGGCAUCUGAUGUGGUUAAAUACACAGUGUGAGCAGCUUGCCUUGCUCUGAUGCCUCGCCCACACUAUCUUCUCUUCCUGGAUUGCCAGCUCCUUCCCAGAAUCCUUUGCGCCAUCGUACAGCCCCACUGUGACAAAGCGGGGACCUCCGUUUGGCUCCCUCUGCCAGUUGAUGAGGUCAUAGGACGGGAUGGCGUCCCCUUUCUGGUCAAAGUUAAUAUUUUCUCCUGAUACAGUGAAGGACACGUCCUGGAGAUAUUGCUGGAGCUAUGAUAAGAGGAAAAUAAUUGUCUCAUUCUUUAACAAAUUACAUUUGUUGACACACCUAAAUCUUUUAAACAUUCAUCUGUUUAGUUAUUUGCAUAAUUAUAUGCUUUUUUUCCCCCACUUUAAUUAAUUGACACAUACCUGCCAGGGGUGUACGUUGUUGCUGUGAGCGCAGGUGUGGUUGUUGAAGGGUCCUGCCCUUGGCUGGCAGUGGAGGAGGUUGUUCAGGGAGUGGGCGAUGGCGUACACAGCCUUGUACACGUUAUAGGCCACUCUGGGGCUGGACGUGUUCAUGUAGGCUGAGUGUUGCUUCAGGAGAGUCUCCUGCCCUGAGCAGGGGGGCAGCAGGGGGCUGGAGGGGGACAGAGAGGGAGAGGGAGAGCAGCCGUACAGAGCCUCCCACAGCUGCUGCACCAGGGGGUUAGAGGGGUACCUCCCGGGGUUCACCGUCUGCAGGUAGUCCCUGAGCCCUGGGACUUUCCCUGAGCGGAUGGCGAAGCCAAUAGUCCCAUCCAGGAAUGGAUAAGUCUCUGCCAGCACAUUGGCAGUGACCCAGGCCUCGCUGGCCACCCACUGGGUACCAGUGAUGUUCUGCUUGACAAACUCCUUGAGGAAAGGGUAUAACUCUCCCUCCCCAGAGAAGACUAUCACCACACGCGCUGUGGAGCGCCUCAUCACCUCCAGGAUCUGCAGGACCCUCUCUCUGCUGUAGUCUUUAGGGAUCAUCUCAUCGUAGGCCAGACACACAUCUGUGUUCUGGAUCUCCCUCUUCAGGCCCUGCAGGGCGAAGUGGCCGUAGUCGUGAUCCUCCCGGACCACACCGAUCCACUUCCAGCCGAAACGCUGGAGGAGCCUGGCGAUGGCCUUCACCUGGUAGUCGUCAUUUGGAACCACUCUGAAAAACGUUGGGUAUUCUUUCCUGUUGCUCAGGCAUGAGCAGGUGGAGAAAUAGCUGAUCUGAAAGAAAAUAUAACACCUAUUUUAAGCAAAUGUUAGUUACACUUUAUUUCAAGGUGUGCAUGUAAACCACUUAUAUACCAUUAUUACAAAAUGUAAAAUACAUGAAUAUAUACAGUGCCAGUCAAAAGUUUGGACACACCUACUCAUUCCAGGGUUUUUCUUUAUUUGUACUAUUUUCUACAUUGUAGAAUAAUAGUGAAGACAUCAAAACUAUGAAAUAACACAUAUGGGAUCAUGUAGUUACCAAGUGUUAAACAAAUCCAAAUAUAUUUUCUAUUUUUCAAAGUAGCCACUCUUUGCCUUGAUGACAGCUUUGCACACUUUUGUCAUUCUCUCAACCAGCUUCACCUGGAAUGCUUUUCCAACAGUCUUGAAGGAGUUCCCACAUAUGCUGAGCACUUGUUGGCUGCUUUUCCUUCACUCUGCGGUCCGACUCAUCCCAAACCAUCUCAAUUGGGUUGAGGUCGGAGGAUUGUGGAGGCCAGGUCAUCUGAUGCAGCACUCCAUCACUCUCCUUCUUGGUAAAAUAGCCCUUACACAGCCUGGAGGUGUGUUGGGUCAUUUUCCUGUUGAAAAACAAAUGAAAGUCCCACUAAACCCAAACCAGAUGGGAUGGCGUAUUGCUGCAGAAUGCUAUGGUAGCCAUGCUGGUUAAGUGUGCCUUGAAUUCUAAAUAAAUCACAGACAGUGUCACCAGCAAAGCACCCCCACACCAUAACACCUCCAUGCUUUACGGUGGGAAAUACACAUGCGGAGAUCAUCCAUUCACCCACACCGUGUCUCACAAGACACGGCGGUUGGAACCAAAAAUCUCAAAUUUGGACUCCAGACCAAAGGACACAUUUCCACCAGGCUAAUGUCCAUUGCUCGUGUUUCUUGGCCCAAGCAAGUCUCUUCUUCGUAUUGGUGUCCUUUAGUAGUGGUUUCUUUGCAGCAAUUUGACCAUGAAGGCCUGAUUCACACAGUCUCCUCUGAACAGUUGAUGUUGAGAUGUCUCUGUUACUUAAAUUCUGUGAAGCAUUUAUUUGGUCUGCAAUUUCUGAGGCUGGUAACUCUAAUGAACUUAUCCUCUGCAGCAGAGGUAACUCUGGGUCUUCCAUUCCUGUGGCGGUCCUCAUGAGAGCCAGUUUCAUCAUAGCGCUUGAUGGUAUUUGCGUGCACUUGAAGAAACUUUGAAAGUGUUUGAAAUGUUCCUGAUUGACUGACUUUCAUGUCUUAAAGUAUUGAUGGACUGUUGUUUCUCUUUGCUUAUUUGAGCUGUUCUUGCCAUAAUAUGGACUUGGUAUUUUACCAAAUAGGUCUAUCUUCUGUAUACCCCACCUACCUUGUCACAACACAACUGAUUGGCUCAAAUGCAUUAAGAAGGAAAUAAAUUCCACAAAUUAACUUUUAAGAAGGCACACCUGUUAAUUGAAAUGCAUUCCAGGUGACUACCUCAUGAAGCUGGUUGAGAGAAUGCCAAGAGUGUACAAAGCUGUCUUCAAGGCAAAGGGUGGCUAUUUGAAGAAUCUCAAAUAUGAAAUAUAUUUUGAUUUAUUUAACACUUUUUUGGUUGCUAAAUGAUUCCAUAUGUGUUAUUUCAUAGUUUUGAUGUUUUCACUAUUAUACUACAGUGUAAAAAUAAAGAAAAACCCUUGAAUGAGUAGGUGUGUCCAAACUUUUGACUGGUAGUAUAUACAAAUAAUGUAUUAUUUAUGAGAGGGCUAAUCAUAUUUACAGUAGUCAUAAACAAAAGACAACAUAUUUAGUUGCUGAAUUCAGUAUUUAACAAACUAUGUAAUUAUAGUUACAAGUUGUUAAUAAGCACUUUUAAAUAUGUGUUCAGAGUCACAGACACACCUCCCUUUUGAAUAGUAGAUUAGCUAUUUACACUAAAAUAAUUCAACAGUUUUGAAUUAGAAAACGGAUCCACAGCUUCUGAAUUUUAUUUUAUUCUAGUUCCCCUUAUUUCAGCAGUGGAUCUUAACUUAAAAACAAUAAAUGCCUUUUCAUCUGCUCCAGUGGUGUAGUGGCAUUUUCUGAGGUACCGGAGCCCACAUCUAAGGAAAUGAAGUCAUCAUUUCUCAAUCAAAGUUUGUACCGACAGAUGUAGACUAUUGAAUAUUAUUUUUAGAAUAUGCAUAAAAUGCAUCCUCCAAAUGCAAUGUCUGUUCACACCCACACAUAUUGUCUCAAUAAAUUGUUCUGUUUUUAAUACCAUCAAACACCAAAUUAGACAUGCCUAAUUUUAAAAUAGGCCAUCUGUCAAUCGUAAAUAAUGAUUAUUCUCGUUUUCCCGGUGAAAUGCAUCUCCAGCCAAUCAUUUGAGCUUAAUCAGUUUCAUGGGAAUAUGCAUUUAGAUCUUCUUGAAUGAUGUAGGCCUAACUAUGGUUUCUUGAGCGAAUGGGAGCAGAUGGUGGUAACAAAUAGCAUAGGCUUAUUGUACCUGGAUUUUGUUUCAAUCAAAGCACAUAUUUUGCCACUCAAUGUUGAGUUUUGGCCGCAUGAGAAAGAAAAAUGUGACCACUCAGCUUAUCAUCCUAAAAUCUCAUGAGAAAUGAAGUCGUGUUUUUUGAUCUAACAGUCAUGUUAUACUACGCUAUUCAGUUCUGUUAUAUAGAAUACUAAUAGAACAUUACUUUAAUUUUCAGACGUCGAUUCAGAUUUGAUCUAACUGUGGUAAACAGGCACCACUGUGAGAAGUGGCAGAGCAAUGCUCCGGUGCACUCUGGCAGCAUUACAACCCUGAUCUGCACCCUGCAAAAACAUCUCCUCAAAACAUUGUCACUUACCAUGGGGAUUCUGAAGGGCUGCAGAGUUCUGGACAAAACGAUGGACUGUGAGGAGCCAGACUCCCCUACCAUGGCUAUUAACGGGCUGGCACCGGAACACAUAGGGCUCUGUUCUUCACCCUGUCCGUUCAGCACCGCCAGGACUGCUCUCAGAGCCGUGACUGGCGUGGCACACGAGUCAAAGAUCUUAUAGCCCAGCGUGUGGUUGGGCAGCAGCUGCUCAUUCUGGUUGAUCUCCUCCACUGCCAGCCUCAUGGUCUGAGCCCAGCGGAACGCCCUCGGGUCAAACCUGAAUACACACACAGAGAGAGAGAGAGAGAGAGAGAGAGAGAGAGAGAGAGAGAGAGAGAGAGAGAGAGAGAGAGAGAGAGAGAGAGAGAGAGAGAGAGAGAGAGAGAGAGAGAGAGAGAGAGAGAGAGAGAGAGAGAGAGAGAGAGAGAGAGAAUGUAUCCCCGUUCCACUUCCACUGGUGGUCAGCCUGGUCUGAACAAUACAACUAGACAGAGAAAUAUGACCUCAAUGAAUGUGGCAACAAUCCCAGCACAGGACACGGUGUUAAGGGAUUAGGAGGAAAACACAGAAAAGGAGAGAAGAGGAAAAGCCAUUAGACUAGAGUUCACAGUAGGGGUCAAAGGCCCCCAAUGGGACGUGACAAUCAGAACCUAUCCACUACAUACUCUUGUUUUCUACAGUAGGACUUGAGCCACACAUCCAUGCCCCCUGUGACUCGGCUUACCCUUCACACUGUGCUGCCAGGGGCUGGUGGGUGUAGUCCGUCCCAGGCAGCUCCACCCGAUAGUGAAGGGGAAAGAUCCCCCCCAUCAUGAAGUCACCCUGGGCUGAAAACCCAGGCAGCUCAAAGGCCCCCUGCGGGGAGCAGGCAGGCUGGGUAGAGGUGGCUUCUGUCAGAGGGGAAAUAGAGACGGGGCAGUACAGGGACCACCACAGAAGAAGAGACAUCCUCAGACUGGUCCGAUAGAUGCAGAGAGAUCCUCCUGUUCAUAGACAAGCUGAUAUCCUCCCACACAGACUGGUCCAGUAUAGACGGACUGUUCAGGUUGUUCAGUUUUAUACUCCUUGGUCUCGUCAUCAUUUCAUCUGGUUUAAUUUGGUAUCUCCCUGGAUUUCACGUGAUCCUCACCCCUCCCUCCCAAACACUCACAGUGGCUUGGAGAAGCACACUGGGACUUUUAUGGUAGACAAUAUGUGUGAUAGGUAAUAAGAAUCCCACUCAAUAUAACACACUUCACAUUGUGUUUUAAGUGAUUGUAAUUUGUUUCAUGAUAUUUUAGUAGGAUGCCUAUACAAAGGUAUUUUGAAUCCCUUUCCUGCAUUCGAAUGACCAAAUCGCCCUUUAGUGGCCUCAUGGGUGGAAUGUUAGUAAUAUUCUUCCUAAUUUCCUAAUUAAUAAACAUUAUAUAUUUUAAAAUAAUAAUCUGGUGUUUCCAUGUCGAGCGGUUUUGUUAUAUUUCAGUCUUCUGUGAUGUACAGUACCAGUCAAAAGUUUAGACACACCUACUCAUUCCAGGGUUUUUCUUUAUUUUUACUAUUUUCUACAUUUUGUAGAAUAAUAGUGAAGACAUCAAAACUAUGAAAUAACACAUAUGGAAUCAUGUAGUGACCAAAAAAGUGUUAAACAAAUCAAAACUAAUUUUAGAUUUUAGAUUCUUUAAAGUAGCCACUCUUUGCCUUGAUGACAGCUUUGCACACUCUUUGCAUUCUCUUAACCAGCUUCACCUGGAAUGCUUUUCCAACAGUCUUGAAGGAGUUCACACAUAUGCUGAGCACUUGUUGGCUGCUUUACCUUCACUCUGCGGUCCAACUCAUCCCAAACCAUCUCACUUGGGUUGAGGUCGGGUGAUUGUGGAGGCCAGGUCAUCUGAUGCAGCACUCCAUCACGCUCCUUAUUGGUCAAAUAGCCCUUACACAGCCUGGAGGUGUGUUGGGUCAUUGUCUUGUUGAAAAACAAAUGAUAGUCCCACUAAGCGCAAACCAGAUGGGAUGGCGUAUCGCUGCAGAAUGCUGUGGUAGCCAUUCUGGUUAAGUGUGCCUUCAAUUCUAAAUUAACCACCAACAGUGUCACCAGCAAAGCACCAUCACACCUCCUCCUCCAUGCUUCGUGGUGGGAACCACACAUGCAGAGAUCAUCCAUUCACCUACUCUGUGUCUCACAAAGACACGGCGGUUGGAACCAAAACUCUCAAAUUUGGACUCAUCAGACCAAAGGACAGAUUUCCACCGGUCUAAUGUCCAUUGCUCGUGUUUCUUGGCCCAAGCAAGUCUCUUCUUCGUAUUGGUGUCCUUUAGUAGUGGUUUCUUUGCAGCAAUUCGAUCAUGAAGGCCUGAUUCACGCAGUCUCCUCUGAACAGUUGAUGUUUAGAUGUGUCUGUUACAUGUUAAUUGAAAUGCAUUCCAGGUGACUACCUCAUGAAGCUGGUUGAGAGAAUGCCAAGAGUGUGCAAAGCUGUCAUCAAGGCAAAGGGUGGCUACUUUGAAGAAUCUCAAAAAAAUGUUGGUUACUACAUGAUUCCAUAUGUGUUAUUUCAUAGUUUUGAUGUCUUCACUAUUAUUCUACAAUGUAGAAAAUAGUAAAAAUAAAGAAAUACCCUUGAAUGAGUAAAAGUGUCCAAACUUUUGACUGGUACUGUAUAUAAAUAAUGUGUGAUUUUGGGAUGCAAACUCAAAAUGUAAUACAUUUCAACUCUAUAUCUGACAUGGUACAGAUGUCUUCUUUUUUUUAAAUGACCAUAACCAUGUGUGUAAGGUGUAUAUUUUUGUUUCAAAGUAGAUUUGUUUAAGACUACCAAUGCACAUUUGUAAGCAUGGCUGUAUUCAUGUCCUCUUAUCUUUCAUUGAUGGACUGAUAGAAAUUGUGGUGACAUCACACACAGACGAUUCAACACAGCUUUGUUCUAAUGCAGUGCAUAUGCUGACACCUACUGUUGAGCAGGAAAUCUGGUACGUAAAUGUCUGAAAUCCACUUUGAUUAUGGGGUGAAUGAUCCCUUUAAAGCUAGAUUCCUUUGUUGCUACAUCUAUUUUUGGAAUUAAAUUAAUGAUAUAUACCCAUUGAUUCUAGAAGAACAUAACUUAUAAAUGCCUCAUGAGCUUAUUUCAACUGUCGUACCCCAUCAGAACACAAAAUAUAAACACAUUUUACUCCAAUGUUUGUAAAUAAUGUACAUGGAAACAAACACUGUAUAGCCAAACAAUAUGGUUAAAACUAUAAUGUUAAUAUCAUGGAUGGUCAGUCCUUGCAUCCAUAGCUCUGUCUAUGAAUUUGAGAGUGGUUACAUUUGACCAACACAGAGGUGGGGUAGGGGCUUUGUUAUUGUUACAACUACGGAUUCUAUCUUUAAGAUCCACUCAUUAGAGAACGCACUGCAAUAAAAAAAAAAAAAAAAGUAGGACUUUGUAUGCAGUGAUGUCAUCACAACCAGGUUUCCGGGGCCUAUAUAGGGAGCAAGCCUCCUACCCCACAGCCACACAAGUGGACUGGAAGCCCUGACUGAUCUCACAUCAUACAUCCACUCUCUGCCUGCCAUGGCACACCUCUCUGCAAGACUCCUGCUGCUGGGGCUUCUCCUGUGGACCACCAGGGUUCGCUCUGCCACAGCCCAGGAAGGGUGCACUUUCCUGGGGGAAGAGGAGAUGAGCAGCUUCUAUCAGGAGGGAGAUGUGGUUCUUGGGGGCUUGUUCCCUCUCCACUAUAGUCCUGUGUCCUCUGUGACAUCAUUUCAGUGGGAACCGCAACAGACUACAUAUGAAUAGUAAGUGAUGAGAAAUGAAGAAUGUUUUCUGUCUGUCUGUCUCUUUCUCUCUCCACGUGCAUUGAUUCUAAGCCACUUGCUAUCCUCUUCCCUGCAGUUUCAGUUCCAGGGCCCUGCGCUGGAUGCAGACCAUGAUGUUUGCAGUGAGAGAGAUCAACCAACGAAAGGACCUGCUCCCACACCUGACACUGGGGUUCCACAUCCGGGACAGCUGUGACCACGUGCCUGUGUCCCUGAGAGGCUCUCUGCUGCUGGUCAACGGGCAGCCCGACAGGGGAGCAGGCUCCAGGGGUGCAGGUCAGGGUCCAGGCUCGGACUGUGCUGCUGUACGCAGGGCCGAGUCCCCUGUUAUCAUAGGAGACGCCGCCUCUGGGGUGUCUAUGGCUGUGCUCAGAACUCUGGGCUCCUUUCACAUACCCCUGGUGAGACUACCUGUGGCCUACCUAGGGUUACGUACAUUGUGCUUUUAUCAUUGUGUAAUCAUCUUCUUAUAGUUGAUAAAUGGCUUUUGAUGGAGGUAGGGCCUUGGUAAAAGUAAGACUCAUAAUAGUAGCCGAAAUGGAAAUACCCUUAAAAUAUAGACGGCUUGACGCUACUACAUUUACAUUUCAGAUUCUUACUGUAAAUACUGUUACUUUGACAGGAGGCAUACUAUUUCAUAACUUAAGACUACAUUCGAAAUUCUAUACAUUUUGUCAUGGAAUUGCUUUCCUUGACUGCUAUAUGAAAAUGAAGGGCUAUAUGCAAUGCUUGAGUACAUCUUACGGAGUGGACCUUUAACCUGCUGUUCUCUCUGCUUUGGACUGGCUUGUAGAUCAUAAUACACAGAUAAGGGAUCUUUUAAUUUGAUCACUCUUUUGUUGCUGAGAAUUGUCCUGCAGCGUAGGAAGUACAGAUGAGCUUUGUGAUUUACAUAAAUUCACUGAAAACCCACGUUAACACACGGUUAUAUUAACAGUGUUGCACUUUUCAUGUGGGCUAAUUUGGGACAUCUAAUAGCCUGACUGCAGAUCAAGCAACAUUAUGGACUAAACGUUGAAAUCCUGUUGCUGCAGGAUUCUUUUGCUGUGACAAUACUAGUCAAAUUAAGAUCCCACAUCUGUACUGUAUUUUUACUUUGGCAGGAAACAUGUUAUUUCAUAUCUUCAAAUGUUUAUUUUUUAUUUUUAUCAUGACAUUGAGUACAGAUAUAUCGUAAAUAUUAAAAGCUCUAUGCAAUGCUUGAGGACAUCUUGCAGAGUGAACUUUGAACCUGCUGUUCCCUCUUCUUUCAGGUGAGCUACUUUGCGUCCUGCAGCUGUCUGAGUGACCAGAAGCAGUUCCCUACGUUCAUGCGCACCAUGCCCAGUGAUGCCUUUCAGAUACGCGCCCUAGCUCGCCUGGUACGCUACUUCCACUGGACCUGGGUGGGCGUCAUCGGCGUGGAGUCUGACUAUGCCCGCUUUGCCAUCCAGUUGUUUCUACAGGAGUCCGUCCAGUAUGGUGUGUGUGCUGCCUACGUCCACUUCUACCCAGUGGUCCUUACCCAGCAGGCUGUGGGGCGGCUGGUGGACACUAUCCAGGUGAGUAAAGAAAUAAAACUUAGGAGGUCUUAAAAGUACAUGAUUAUACAUUUUUGUUAUUAUUGUCAUUGUUACCCAGGGCUCAUCCUCCCGAGUCCUCCUGAAUUUCUCUGGUGAGUCGGAGCUUCGGAGUAUCCUCAGGGAGUGUCUGCAGCGGAAUGUCACAGGGCUGCAGCUGAUUGCCAGCGAGGCCUGGGCCACCUCCAAGUCCCUGUGGGGAGAGUUCGGAGAUCUCCUGACGGGAACGCUGGGAUUUGGGAUACGGAAGGCUGAUGUUAUUCCCGGGCUCAAAGACUUUCUGACCAGACUAGGACCGUCCCACGGACGUCAGUCGGCUUUCCUGGCAGAGUUCUGGGAAGAGACGUUCAACUGUAGAGUGAACGGAUCCUUAAACACCCACUCUCACUCUGCCAGUUACCUGGACAGAGAGCCCUGUAGCGGAAGAGAGGUCCUGGGGGAUGUGUACACACCCUAUGCUGAUGUGAGCCAGCUCAGAGUGUCCUAUAACGUGUACAAGGCUGUGUAUCUCAUCGCCCACGCCCUGCAGCAUAUGACCAACUGUGUGGCUGGCCAGGGGCCUUUUAUCAAUGGCACCUGUGGGGACCCAAUGCAUGUUAAACCGUGGCAAGUGAGUCUAUAGCUGAAGAUACUCUGCUCAGUGUUGCUGAAUAGAUAUCAAUGCCUGUUUCUCAUUCACACGCAUGCAGAUACACAAAACACACACCAGUAGGUGGAGUAGAGUGUAUCGUUUCUUGUCUCACCCUCUCCACUCCUCUCUCCCCAGCUACUACAUUACAUGAAGCAGGCGAAGUUUUCCACACUCGGGGAGGAGGUCAGCUUUGACCACAACGGUGACCCCAUCGCUUCCUAUGACCUCAUGAACUGGCAGAGGGGGCAUGAUGGCUCCCUGCGAUUAGUCAAAGUGGGGUUCUAUGACGCCUCAUUGGCCGAUGGCCUAGAACUGGUCAUAAAUGACUCAGCGAUUCAGUGGCCUGUGGGAAAGCAGGUGUGGCCUAUAUCACAGUCUAGGUGCUUGGUUCUACGUUUACUUCUCAGUCUGUUCUUUGUUGUCUUCUUAACGUCACUGGAGAAUAUCAAGUUGGCAUUUUAUAAACUACAUUUGGCUAGUUUGAAAAGCGUUCUGAAACACUUUCCCUGCACACCCCUUAUUACAUGCAAUCAGUAUAUCUGAGUGGUGCCACUGCCUCUGCCCCCCAGGCAACUCGCUCAGUGUGCAGUGACAGCUGUCCCCCAGGCACCCGUGUAGCCAGGAAGAAGGGGGAGCCUGUCUGCUGCUUCGACUGCAUCCCCUGUGCUGAGGGGGAGGUCAGCAAUCAAACUGGUGUGUUUUCCCUCAUAUCCCUCCUUUCUCACCAGUCAUUGGUCAGAACUAAAGAACAGUGUUGCCAUUCCCUAUUUUCUCUCUCCUCUCUGUCAGAUUCUUUAAACUGCAUACGCUGCUCUGACGUCACAUGGCCAGACGAGGCCAGAGACCGCUGUGUUCCAAAGACCAUAGAGUUCCUGUCCUAUCAGGAGUCCAUGGGUAUCGUCCUGAGUGUGGUAUCCAUUCUUGGGGCCGGUGCCUCACUCACUGUCUUGGCAGUGUUCGUUGCCAACCGACACACUCCCAUCGUCCGCGGCAACAACAUGGAGCUGAGCUUCCUUCUCCUCCUCUUCCUUUCCGUCUGCUUCCUGAUUGGCUUGUUGUUCAUCGGGGAGCCGUCUGAUUGGCUGUGCCGGAUCCGAUACCCAGCGUUCGGGGUGAGCUUUGCCCUCUGCAUCUCCUGCCUCCUGGCCAAGACCAUGGUGGUCCUCAUGGCCUUCAGGGCCACCCUGCCACGAAAUGAUGUCAUGAAGUGGUUCGGCCCUGCCCAGCAGAGAGCCAGUGUUGUGUUGUGCACCGCCGUCCAGGUACAAAUCUGAUCUUGUUGCUUUUGUUUUCAUUGACUUCUACCUCUAAGGCUACGUUAACACAGCCAGCCAGCCUUUUGACCAAUCAGAUCUGAUCUUUUGCCAAUAACUGGGCAAAAGAUCAGAUCUGGGCUGCCUGACUUAACGCAGUAAAAGACACUAAAAUUAAUCAGACUAAUGAAUCACUUGAUCAAUAUUAACACUGAUAUGGUUCCCUCUGCCCAACAGGGAUUGAUCUGUCUCAUCUGGCUGCUGACCAGACCUCCCUACACCAACCUCAACACAGGCCACCUCAGCUCUGUCAUCAUCAUAGACUGUGCCAUGGGGUCAGAAGUCGCCUUCUGGUGCGUUCUGGGAUACAUCGGCCUCUUGGGAUGUCUGUGCUUCAUCCUGGCAUUUCUGGCCCGGAAACUGCCGGACAACUUCAACGAGGCCAAGUUCAUCACCUUCAGCAUGCUGAUCUUCUUUGCUGUGUGGAUCACCUUUAUCCCUGUGUAUGUGAGCACAGCAGGGAAGUACACUGUGGCCGUCCAUAUCUUUGCCAUUCUAGCCUCUGCCUUUGGCCUCCUUGUCUGUAUAUUUGCCCCUAAGUGCUACAUUGUGAUGCUGAGACCAGAAAAAAACAGUAGGAAACACAUGAUGCUCAAAGGAUAAUAGAUUUUUAUGUGAUGAUUCCUGAUCAGCAUGUUUAAUUUAUUAGUUUAUAAUGCAUUCAUCACUGAGUUUAUGUGCAAUAUUGACCAUGUAUAAUAUGUUAAAUAUGUAUCUUAGGUUAGGAAGAAGUUGCAUAACAUUGUAUGAAAUUGAAUAAAUGUACACAUGUGCUCUUUAUUCUGAAAUAAAACCAGACACACUUAAUGAGAUUUUAUGAUGUGUUAUUUAUUAGCAUUUGACUUAACUGCAGACAUCUUGGUAAAACAAGUAUAUAUUGGAAUAAAACAAGCAGUACAUAGAAGGCUGAUUAUGAGUCAUUAAUGGUAAUGUGAUAAAUCACCUUCCAUAGAAAUGUGAUAAAUCACCUUCCAUAGAUUUGCUUGGCAGUAGCAGCACUCAGCGAUCCGAGAAGACAUUUCUUUACACUGCUAGCUACAUGAAAGCAAAGAUAAUAAUAAUAAAAAAAGAUAAUCAAGGCAGACAUACUUUUGAUUUUAAUAACCAUAGCUAAGUACAUCACUGGCGUUUGUUAGAAUUCUUCCCCAUGACAUAUUUUAUGCUGUUUUCCUCUGGUUUUAUAAAAAUUAUGUAACAUUUUGGAGCAAAAAAUACAAAUCAACAACGCAAAGGCAGAAGACAAAAUAGCAAAUAUCUCCACAGCUACGGUGAACUUCCCAGGAGAGCUGACAUAAACUGGGAUAAAGGUGAUCCAGACUGCACAGAAUAUGAGCAUACUGAAGCUGAUGAAUUUGGCUUCAUUGAAGUUAUCAGGCAGCUUUCGAGCCAGAAAAGCCAGAACCAAGCAUAUCCCUAAAAUUAUACCUAUAUAUCCCAACACUGCAUAGAACGCAGCCUCUGAACCAGUAUUACAUUCUAGAACGAUCUUCCUAUGACUAUCUCUGAAGUCCCUGUAUGGGACCCCGUGUGGUCCUCUGUAGCUCAAUUGGUAGAGCAUGGCGCUUGUAAUGCCAGGGUAGUGGGUUCAACCCCGGGACCACCCAUACGUAAAAAUGUAUGCACACAUGACUGUAAGUCGCUUUGGAUAAAAGCGUCUGCUAAAUGGCAUAUUAUUAUUGAUAAGGUGGUUUCAGGUUUAGCCAGAGCACACGGAUAAAUAUCUGAACCACCGUGCAGGAGCCAUGGAUUACAGGCAACAUCCACACUGAGCUAAAGGGUAGAGCUGCUGCUUUCAAGGAGCGGGACUCUAACCCGGACGCUUCUAAGAAAUCCCGCUAUGCCCUCUGACGAACCAUCAAACAGGCAAAGCGUCAAUACAGCACUAAGAUUGAAUCGUACUACACCGGCUCUGACGCUCGACGGAUGUGGCAGGGCUUGCAAACUAUUACAGACUACAAAAGGAAGCACAGCUGCCAGCUGCCCAGUGACACGAGCCUACCAGACGAGCUAAAUAACUUCUAUGCUUGCUUCGAUGCAAGCAACACUGAAGCAUGCAUGAGAGCAUCAGAUGUUCCGGAUGACUAUGUGAUCACGCUCUCCGUAGCCGAUGUGAGUAAGACCUUUAAACAGGUCAACAUUCACAAGGCCGCAGUGCCAGACGGAUUAACAGGACGUGUACUCCGAGCAUGCGCUGACCAACUGGCAAGUGUCUUCACUGAAAUUUUCAAGCUGUCCCUGACUGAUUCUGUAAUACCAACAUGUUUCAAGCAGACCACCAUAGUCCCUGUGCCUAAGAACACUAAGGUAUCCUGCCUAAAUGACUACCAACCCGUAGCACUCACGUCUGUAGCCAUGAUGUGCUUUGAAAGGCUGGUCAUGGCUCACAUCAACACCAUUAUCCCAGAAACCCCAGACCCAUUGCAAUUUGCAUACCGCCCCAACAGAUCCACAGAUGAUGCAAUCUCUAUUGCACUCCACACUGCCCUUUCCCACCCGGACAAAAGGAACACCUACAUGAGAAUGCUAUUCAUUGACUACAGCUCAGCGUUCAACACCAUAGUGCCCUCAAUGCUCAUCACUAAGCUAUGGACUCUGGGACUAAACACCUCCCUCUGCAACUGGAUCCUGGACUUCCUGACGGGCCACCCCCAGGUGGUAAGGGUAGGUAACAAAACAUCUGACACGCUGAUCCUCAACACGGGGGCCCCUCAGGGGUGCGUGCUCAGUCCCCUCCUGUACUCCCUGUUCACCCAUGACUACAUGGCCAGGCACAAUUCCAACACCAUCAUUAUGUUUGCCGACGACACAACGGUGUUAGGCCUGAUCACCGACAAUGAUGAGACAGCCUAUAGGGAGGAGGUCAGAGACCUGGCCGUGUGGUGCCAGGAUAACAACCUCUCCCUCAACAUGAUCAAGACAAAGGAGAUGAUGAGGACCGAGCACGCCCCCAUUCUCAUCGACAGGGCUGUAUUGGAGCAGGUUGAGCUUCAAGUUCCUUGGUGUCCACAUCACCAACAAACUAUCAUGGUCCAAACACACCAAGACAGUCGUGAAGAGGGCACGACAAAGCCUAUUCCCCCUCAGGAGACUGAAAAGAUUUGACAUGGGUCCCCAGAUCCUCAAAAAGUUAUACAGCUGCACCAUCGAGAGCAUCCUGACUGGUUGCAUCAUUGACUGGUAUGGCAGCUGCUCGGCCUCCGACCGCAAGGCACUACAGAGGGUAGUGCGUAUGGCCCAGUACAUCACUGGGGCCAAGCUUCCUGCCAUCCAGGACCUCUAUACCAGGCGGUGACAGAGGAAGGCCCUCAAAAUGGUCAAAGACUCCAGCCACCCUAGUCAUAGACUGUUCUCUCUGCUACCGCACGGCAAGCGGUGCCGGAGUGCCAAGUCUAGGUCCAAAAGGCUUCUUAACAGCUUCUACCCCCAAGCCUUAAGACUCCUGAAAUGCUAAUUAAAUGGCUACCCGGACUAUUUGCAUAGUUUUUUAUUUAUUUCACCUUUACAACUGCGACCAGGCCAAGAUAAAGCAAAGCAGUGCGAUCUGAUUUGUUGUAGCCCAGAUAUAACAAUUGUAUUGUCUAAAAACCUAGGCCUAAUGAAUAGUGGAGCUUUGUGUGCCCGGGGACUACAGAGCACAUCCUGGAAGAACGCACUACAGAUAUGCCAUUUCAUAAUCUGUUAAUACAUUUUUAUUGCAAAUAUUUAGCCUAUAUCCCUAAUAUUUAGCUAAUGAGUGGCCUAAUAUCUAGCUAAUAUUUAGCUUCUUACUUCGGCUACACAUCACUAGCCUCUCUCUUCCAGCUGUUCCAGUGUGCAACAGGCUGUAGGCUACACAAGCCUCUCCGAAAUAGCCUCUCCGAAACAGUCAUCUUCUCGUGAAAUCCCAGGAAAAGCUAUAGGCUACAAACGCUACAGGACAUAUUUAUUCAUUUAUUAUUUUGAUAAUUUUUUAUACUAGACCUAAUAGCCUAUUAGGGGAAAGAAGCAGGCUUGCUCUUGCUAAUUGCUGAAUUUAAAACAGACCUACAGCAGCGUGGAAGAUGCAUGUCUGGGAAAGUUGAGGAGAGAAUGUGCAUUGGUGUGAUCACUUUUGGCCGGUUAUAUCAUUGCUGCACUGAUGCAUUGCAAAUAGUUGCACGGGACAAAACCGUGAUGAGCACAGUGAAAAAGAAGACCCAUAGGAAUUGACAACCAUUAGAAAAAAUUGAAAUCACUUGCAAACAACUUUAGCAACGAGGCAAUGGCAUGCUUGCCGUAAAAGAUGUGCAGGCUAUACGGCAUUUGUUGUUGAAUUGCUGCAUUUAAAUAUGAUUUAUUAUGUUGUAAUGAAACAGGCAUGGAGCAGGUCUCGAACCCUCAACCUUCUGGCCCGAAGUCCAGCUUGCCAUCGACUGUGCCCCAAAAACAUGCUCACGUGGCAGAGUCGAUAUCCUCGCUUAUAAACCGCAAUAAGUUAUAAAUAAACCGUUGUAACCGGGUCGUUACAAUAUUAUUUUUCAUUAGGCCUACAUGUACAUUUAAGUAUAAUUUCCAGUUGUCACUAUGACAAUGAACACACCCUGAAAGCACUGAAUGGUCUGAACCAGUACGUCAGAGACCUCAUGAAUGAAAAGGUCAUUCUUGUGUUACCGCUUUAUUAAAUAGGCAGUGUGCAGUAGGGUGCGUUGGUCAGUUGAUUGACAGGUGUAGGACUGUGGAAGCUUUCCUCUAGUGUGACUGCUCACCAACGGUUUAUAUUUCCAGUGUAGACUAUAGCUUGUCAUCAUAGUUAUCGUUAUAGUUAUUGGCUUGGCGGAUGGCCCUGCCUUAAUUAACUCUACCUCAACACAACUAACGUUAUUAUCACAACAGAACUAGCCUACUAGUAGGUCUAGCUAACUUGAAUGAAAUAAAUAUCAGAUUACACUUAAACAUUUUUUCAUUUGACAUUUUAGUAAUUUAGCAGACGCUCUUAUCCAGAGCGACUUACAGUUAGUGAGUGCAUACAUUAUUUUUUAAAUUAUUUUAUACUGGCCCCCCGUGGGAAUUGAACCCACAACCCUGGCGUUGCAAACGCCAUGCUCUACCAACCGAGCUACAUCCCUGCCGGCCAUUCCCUCCCCUACCCUGGACGACGCUGGGCCAAUUGUGCGCCGCCCCAUGGGUCUCCCGGUCGCGGCCGGCUACGACGGCCGGCUACACUUAUAUUGUUUACUUGACUGUUAUAUUCUAUGAAUUGACUCUUUCAAAUAAUUUACUAUAUCAAGUUUGCCACCAGCAAGCUGCAGUAGGGAAGUAAAGCGGAAGUCGAAUCCAUCACUUCCGUUGUUUGGCUGUGCCCAUAGCAACGUUCGAAAGUUAGGUGGAUACCUACAGUAUUUAAGCAAUAAGGCCUGAGGGGUGUGGUUUAUGGCCAACGUACCACAGCUAAGGGCUGUUCUUAAGCACGACGCGAUGCGGAGUGCCUGAAUACAGCCCUUAGCCGUGGUAUAUUGGCAAUAUACCACAAACCCCUGAGGUGCCUUAUUGCUAUUAUAAAUUGGUUACCAAAGUAAUUAGAGCAGUACAAAUAAACGUUUUGUCAUACCCGUGGUAUACUGUCUGAUACACCACGGCUUUCAGCCAAUCAGCAUUCAGGGCUCUAACCACCCAGUUUAUAAUAUGUGUUAUACCAUGGCAUUGUUGAACACUCAUUUCUGAUUGGCUUGAAGGGCUUUCUAGACCGUGCAUUUUUCCCCCGCACCAAGCCAGUGGUGCGUAUUCCCAUUCCAGCCCGGCCUGUUCCUGUCCCUCGCACCAAGCCAGUGGUGCGCAUCGCCAGCCCGGUCCGGCCUGUUCCUGCCCCUCGCACCAAACCAGUGGUGCGCGUCGCCAGCCCGGUCCGGCCUGUUCCUGCCCCUCGCACCAAGUGGUGAGAGAAAGUGGUGGUUACGCCCGGAGCCGGAUCCGCCUCUGAAGCGGAAUGCCCACCCGGCCCCUACCCUGUUAUGUUUAUGGGGCGCGGUCAGAGUCCGCACCUUUGGGGGGGGUACUGUCACGCCCUGACUCUGGGGACUCUUAAAUGUUGAGCCAGGGUGUGUAGUUUCUAUGUUUAGUUUUCUAUGUUGAGUGUCUAGAUCGUGUAGAUCCAUGUUGGCCAGGGUGGUUCCCAAUCAGAGGCAGCUGUAGCUCGUUGUCUCUGAUUGGGGACCAUACUUAGGCAGCCUUAUGGCACCAGUCUGUGUGGGAUCUUGUUCCGUAUAGGUAUGUUAUUAGUCUACCUUGGACUUCACGUAUCGUUUGUUUGUUGUUUUGUUCGUGUUCAGUACGUUAAUAAAUAUGUACGCUUAUCACGCUGCGCCUUGGUCAGUCUCAUCCGUAAACGAUCGUGACAGUCGAAUUGAAAUCAUUAUUGGCAUUGUUGAAUUCAAUUUUCAUAAUAGCAAGCCAGGACUGAUGGUUUGGUUAGCUAGCAAGUCUGUUUGUUUGGUUACCAAGGCAACUACUGUAGCUAUCUCAUAAACUUGCUAGCUACUUCAGUGGAUGUUGAACACAUUCCUAGUGUCAAAUGUGUUAAAUUAUAGCCAUGGUAUAAAAGGGAUGAUCAACGAGGGGCUCUGCGUUCUCUGGAAAAUAAUGCAACUCCAUAGAAGGUUAGUUCCACUCCGCUAGCGUGUCGUGGAACACACCUUCCACGUUGGUCAUUAUUUUCCAUAGAACGCAGAGCCCCUCAUUGAUUAUCCCUUACAUUUUCCAGUCUGUUGACUGUAAGCCUACCUGUUGAUAUUCCAGUGUGUGGGCUGUAAGCCUACCUGUUGAUAUUUCAGUGUAUUGACUGUAAGCCUACCUGUUGAUAUUUCAGUGUGUUGACUGUAAGCCUACCUGUUGAUAUUUCAGUGUGUUGACUGUAAGCCUACCUGUUGAUAUUCCAGUGUGUGGACUGUAGGCAUACCUGUUUGUUUUGGCUAUUGUCUCAUCAGCACAGGGGAUGCAAUCAAAAACAGCAGACAGCUUUUCCUUUGA